Podarcis lilfordi (Lilford's wall lizard) is the source of this 51505-nucleotide messenger RNA. NCBI's taxonomy places the organism in Eukaryota, Metazoa, Chordata, Lepidosauria, Squamata, Lacertidae. The record is from the annotation of a GenBank genome assembly.
CCCAGCAUCAGGGUCUUUUCCAGGGAGUCUUCUCUUCUCAUGAGGUGGCCAAAGUACUGGAGUCUCAGCUUCACGAUCUGUCCUUCCAGGGAGCACUCAGGGCUGAUUUCCUUCAGAAUGUGUAGGUUGGAUCUUCUUGCAGUCCAUGGGACUCUCCAGAGUCUCUUCCAGCACCAGAAUUCAAAAGCAUCCAUUCUUUGGCGAUCAGCUUUCUUUAUGGUCCAGCUCUCACUUCCAUACAUCACUACUGGGAAAACCAUAGCUUUUACUAUACGGACCUUUGUUGGCAAGGUGAUGUCUCUGCUUUUUAAGAUGCUGUCUAGGCAUCUACGUUAGAUCUUACUCGUUGUAAACCCCGCAGAAAAUCACGGCAACGCCACUCUGCCAAGCGCGUCUCUCUUUGCAGAGCGCAGUCACUGCAACAUCAGCACCGCCGACCUCUUUUCCCACGCGAUGCCGGUCUUCGGCCGAGAGAGGGCGCCAACGCCUUUCCUUUGCCUGGCGCGCCGCUCUUCGCGCAGGCGCAUUAACCCCUUGUGGGAGCGCUUUCCCCCUCCCCACUCGCGUCACAUUCCCUCGCAUGCGCACUCCAGACCAUUCCUCCCCCUCCGCCGCGGCUUCGAGUCGCGCAUGCGCAAGGCGGCUCCGAGUAGUAAGUAGCGGUUGCUCGCGCAUGCCCAGUUCUUUUCGCCCGGCCGGUCAAGGAGCGAGGCAGAACCGCCGAAAAAGCCGCCGCCUCGUCGGGUGGCAGGGAAGCUCCGCCGGCGCCGGAGCGGCCCAGCCCUCGCGGCGCCUUCCUCUCGGCGGUUCCUGCCGGCCGCUUCUUCCCUGAGGUAACCGGGGACGGAGGCCGGUAAAGGGAACCGGGGCAGGGGGCGGGGCUCCUUGGCAUUUUCUGAGGUGAGGGCGGCGAGCGGGAGAGGAGUGACAGGAGGCUCGUCCAAUGGGGAAGCAGUGCGCGCCGGGCAUGCGCGUCUUCGCCCUCCCUUCUUUGUGAUUGGCUCAGCCCUGGAACGGGGGCGGGGCUGCGCUUUGUCCUAGUUGAAUCGGGGAAAGAUGAAUGGGGAGCGGGGGAGGGGCGCGGGGGAAGGAAGUGGAUGCGGUUACGGGUCAGGGCGGAUGCGAUGCUCUCUGCAAAAGGGGGAAGUGAGACCUUUGAUGCGUUGUGAGUUUUGCAUCUUCCUCCAAAGGGCUGAGAAGGGGCAUAUUGGAUUCACCCCAACUACCUUACAACAACCCUGUGAGGUCGUUUAGGCUGAGAAGCGAUGGCUCCCCACUGAUCUUCAGGACUGGGAUUUCAGUCCUGGUCUCUCAGGAUUGUCGUCUAAUGGUCUCACCCAAGAUCGGACAGCAUUUUUCUUUCUUUUUAUUUUUUAUUUUUUUACCUUUAAGAUAUAUGGUUUUAAAGUAUAUCUUUAUUGAGUUAAAAUAAAUACAUUUUUGGGAAAAUAAACAAAUAAGCAAAAAUACAAUCCAACAAACAAAUAAUAGAAAAGUCAAACAACCACAAUAUAAGAAACAACAAUAUUAAUACUAAUAAUAAUAUUAAUAAUAAUAAUAAAUUUUAUUUAUACCCUGCCCUCCCCAGCCAAGGCCAGGUUCAGGGUGGCUGACAAGCAAUAAUAAAAACAAGUUGAAUGAAUACAACUUGAAAACAAGAUUAAAAUACAACAUUAAAAUAUUGAAAUAUUAAAAUGCAGCCUCAUCACAGGAGGAGAAAGGAAAAAGAAAGAGGGGGAGGGAAUCAAAUUGCCUCCAAGCCAAAGGCCAGGUGGAACAACUCUGUCUUACAGGCCCUGCGGAAAGAAAUCAGAUCCUGAAGGGCCCUGAUCUCAUGAGGCAGAGCGUUCCACCAGGCUGGAGCCAGUGUUGAAAAGGCCCUGGCUCUGGUUGAAGCCGAUCUAACUUCCUUAGGGCCCGGGACCAGUAGGGUGUUGCUAUUUAUGGACCUUGAGGCUCUCCGUUUAGGCUGAGAAACGAUGGCUCCCCACUGAUCUUGAUGACUGGGAUUUCAGUCCUGGUCUCUCAGGAUUGUCGUCUGAUGGUCUCACUUUUUUCUUUCUUUUCUUUUUAUUUAAUUUUUUACCUUUUAAGAUAUAUGGUUUUAAAGUAUAUCUUUAUUGCUUUAAAAUAAAUACAUUUGUGGGAAAACAGACAAACAAACAAAUAAGCAAACACACAAUCAAACAAACAAAUAAUAGAAAAGUCAAACAACCACAAUAUAAGAAACAACAAAAUUAAUAUAACUAACAUCAUUUAUACUCCCGAUACUGAAAGCAAUUAUAAAACUUUUAGAGAAAGAAAUUAAAAAUGACUUUUUUCUUUCUUUAUUAAUGAUGAGGUCUCCAUUCUUGUCAGGCAGUGUUUCUCAGACUUGGGUCCCCCAGCUCUUGUUGGAGUACAAAUCCCACCAUUCCUAACUAGCAGGACCCAGGGAUGAUGGGUGUUUUAGUCCAACCACAGCUGGGGAUCCAAGUUUGAGAAACGCUGCAGAAAUAAUCUGACUUUGGCCAUGCAGAAGCCAAUAGCUGGUGGGACCACUACCCUUUUCGUUCUUGCUGAACAGGUUGCGACACAUCAUUCUGGCCACAGGUCUGACCUGAGCAAGAGGGUGUUGGAAAUUAUGCCUGAGGACCACAGGCUGCUUGCCUGUGCCUUAGCCAGUGCAAUAUACUGACUCAUGUGAACUCAGUAAAUGUGAGGCAGCAGUAGGGUUCAAUGGUGUGCAGUGGUCAGGGAGCUGGUCUUGGACAGCUCUCCCAGAAGGCAGCUUUAGGAAGCUAUCUGGUUUCCUCUCCCUCUGGUUCUCUGGUUUGUUAAGGGAUUAGGCUGAUCGGAAUGGAAUCAUCCUAUACAGACAGCUCUGUCUGGGGAACAGUGUGUAAAAGGAAGGUGUGAGGAGCUGUGAUCUGUGGAGAGCAGAGUGGGGUGCCAGUGUGGGAAGAGGAAGUGGCUUGAGAGGGGGGUGAUUAGGGAUAGGAUAGUGCUAAGGGGUGGACAAGGAUAUGCGAGAGAAAGAAACAGGACAGAGAAAGGACCAGAUGACAUCGUUUGUAAUCUACAGAGUGCCCUGCAAUAAUCAUUUAUUGCAGGUUUUCACCUUGAACCCAUAAUGUUGGUCACUGUUAUACCCAUUUUGUUGACCUAUUGAUAUAGUGCCAUUAGUGUGGAUGGUUUGCUGAAGUCUUCUUAGUGCAGUGGUGGCCAAGCUUGGCCCUCCAGCUGUUUUGGGACUACAAUUCCCAUCAUCCCUGGCCACUGGGAGCUAGGGAUGAUGGGAGUUGUAGUCCCAAAACAGCUGGAGGGCCAAGUUUGGCCACCACUGGGCUAAGGGCAUAGGUUCCCUGAUCUGCACCUGUACACCUAUGAAGCUGCCUUAUAUUGAGCUUAGCUGUGGAACUACACAGCCCUGUGAUGUCUACUCCAAAUGCCAGUGGCUCUUCAACAUCUUUCCCAGCCUUAGGAUCUAGGAUCAUUUUACAGGAGAUGCCAGGGACUGAACAUGUGCCCCUUCCCCAGCUUUCAAUUCUCCAACCAAAAUUCCAGGGAGAAACUGCUUGAAUUUGGGAUUGGAGACAUCAUUGGCAGGGUUGCUCAUCCUAUAGUUGGGACAACAGAGAAUUGCCAGUUCCAGACAUGGGAUCUGAGCACUUUUUGUUGUGCCCCUUGGCUUUUAAUUCCACCAUAUCUAACGGGGUGAUGAUGCUUUAAGUCACCUGUUGCCAACCUGGUGCCUUCCAGGUAUUUUGGGCUGCAAAUCCCAUCAGCAUGUUGGUCACCAGGUUGGUGAAAGCUGUCUUUGGUAGUGGAACAGGACUUUUCAUAUUGUUGAAAGACUCUGAUACGCCAAAUCAAUACAGUCAUUCCUUGGUUGUCAAACUUAAUCUGAUCCAGGAGUCUGUUCGACUCCCGAAACGGUUCGAAAACCAAGGUGCGGCUUCCAAUUGGCUGCAGGAGCUUCCUGCACUCAGUUGGACGCUGCAGAAGCUGCGUUGGAUGUUCAGCUUCUGAAAAACGUUCACGAACCAGAACACUCGCUUCCGGGUUUGCAGUGUUCGGGAGCCAAAAUGUCCAAGUACCAAGACGUUCAAGAACCAAGGUAUGAUUGUAAAGUGUUUUCAAAUUAAAUUCAUUUAGGCAUAGGAUGGGCAGAAAAAAACAGAUGAAAUGUGGCAUCUCUUCUAAGUAAAAAAUUAAAAAGAGCAGUAAAAGAAGCACAUGGUGAAUGUGGAGAUUUGUGGGUUGGAGAGGGGAUAGUCAGGAUGGAGCUGAAGGAAAGCAAGAAGAAGAAAACCCACAGAAUCAGAAAGUUGGCCCCAGUUUGAUCAGUGAGACUGCUCUUCCUUUUUGCAGGGAAAUUCUAGUGAGGGACACAUGUUUUACACUAGAUGCAGCAGAGAUGCUAGAUGAACCCAUGACAAAGGCAUUAGAAAGAAAUUAUACAUCAUUCUUGAGUGAAUUCACUCUGCCUUCACUCUAGCAACAUUCUUUGCUCUUAAAACCAUAAGAAGGGCCUGACUGCUGGACAUAGCUGUCAACUUUUCCCUUUUCUUGCGAGGAAUCCUAUUCGGAAUAAGGGAAUUUCCCUUAAAAAAAAGGGAAACGUUGACAGCUAUGCUGCUGGAUCAGGCUGAACACCUACUUAGUUCAACACCUUGUUCUCACAGAGGCCCACCAGAUGUCUCUGGGAAGUCCACAAGCAAGACAUGAGGGCAAUGGCUCUCUCUCUUGCUGUUAUUCCCCAGCAACUGCUAUUCAGGGUCAUGCUGUCUCUGACCCUGGAGGUAGCUCACUAGUAGCCAUUGAUAGCCUUAUCCCCCUCUUGAGCCUCACACAGAGUGGGGUAUGCAUGUACAGGAACCAGUGUCCAGAUUGCUUGCAAAACUCAGUUAAAAGUACAGUAUGAAGCUUCUAAUUAGCACUUUUCUAUCCAUCUCAUGUGCAGAUAAGCAGCAUGAGCGCAAGAGUUGCCAAGGCCAAACAAUAACCCUGAAUCUAGUUUUGAGACAGCGCACAAUUGAAACUAGCAGAGAGGUGGGAAAAGAGAAGAAAAAGAGAAAGUGAUAUACCCAUGACCUCUUGAUUUGAGUUUUGGGAAACACGUUCUCACACCCCUGCAGAAAAGAAGUCAUUCUGGCACAUGGGGAACUCUGAUAGAGAACAAGGGGAACCCAAGGCCCAGCAGUUAACUUUUGAGUCUGGUUUUCUUUUCCCUUUCCCCCAAGAUGGGACAGUUCUCAGACAGGGAGUUCAUCCUGCAAGUGAGUGUGUCCAGAGCCAAACCCUUUGCUCUGUGCAUGUUUGGGGAGGAGAGAGAAAAGAAAGAUGCUGAUCUUGCCGAAUUCCAGUAGCCUGCGGGGUGUUUGGCUGAAGGUCCUGAGAAAAUGAUAGAGGGUGGUCUUAAGAGAAGUCUCUCUGUGUGUGUUUGAGUUAGCAGCUCUAACUUUCGAUGAUCUCAUUGUGGAGGACAGGAUGAUUUGCAAUUGGCUAAGGCUUGGAAGACAGGCACACAGGUGCCUCCACACCCUUGAGGCAUGGGACCACUCUACAGUGCUCUUGACAGGAUUGCUUCACAGGUACUGAGUGCCCUCCAGGAGUCUUUUAUUUCAGCCUGCCUGUGUCGCUUUCCCAGCAAAGGAGAGAGGGAGACGGAAAUGUUAAAGAGUACAGCUGCUGGGAGGGAAAUAAAAAAACCCACUUUGUCCAGGGAAAAGGCCACAUAGGGCCUAGCAGUGGAAGUGGCGUGUGUGCUGUAAGGAUCUGGGAAAUAAGGGCUCAGGAAGCUGGGGAAGUUGACCAAGAGCUGAUAGGAGUUGUUUUUAUUGUGGUUCAAAAUAUCUGGAGCGCACCAGGUUAGGGAAUCUUGCUUUAGCCUGGUGAGAAUGAAGGUUUCUCUUCCUUAGUCUGUUGUGUGAAAAUGGCAUUUAGUUAUCUCUCCUUUGAAGAAGCCACUGUCGCACUUCCCCACAUGCGGUACAACCCUACAGAAAGCACUUUCAGGGUUACCAGGAAGCAAAUUCCUGCUGGAUUCAGAAGGGCUCGCUUCCGACUAACCUUUAUUCAGAUGGCACUGUGGGAGAAGAACAUAAAAGAUUGGGGAGAGGGUGUUUUCAGACCCCAUAACCUCCUUGUGAUGGACGCGGAAGGAGUCUAGAUGUGUGCUGGACACAGGCUUGUGCCAUACUGCUAGAGUGAAUGGUAGAAAAAUUGGGAUUUUAACUACAAAACUCCCCUCUCCCACACACGCAAAAAAAAAUCCUGAAUGAAGGCUCAAUUAACAGAAUGGAGAUUUCAUAAUCUGCUGAGCUUUGAUGUUUUUAGGCCUCCUACAAUCUGGGAAUGGGGGCUGGCUGGCUUGAAUGUUUGGCCAGCCCUUAGGAGGCGGGGCGAUGGUGAUGACAAGGCGGGUUGGCCAGUGCCUGGAACUUAUCCCUGCUGCUGCCGCCUCCUCCGCCACAUUCACUGCACAGCGGCUGGCUGGGUUCCUCCUUCCCCCAAGACUUCCCAGAACUGAGCUCGUCCUCCCUCUCCAGGGGGUGAGUACUGCACAAGCUCCUUUUGACACAUCUCCCAGUAGGGGAUAGCCUGGCUAUUGUUGCCCAGCUGGCCUUCUGGGAAGGAGGAAGGGGAUGCUGCUGUGACUGCCCUGCCUCUCCCAGCUCCUGCAAAGGAGGAAAUAGGGUUGGGGUGGGCAGGAGAGAGAGAGAGAGAAUACCACCGACCGGUUGUUAAUACAAAUUCAACAUUAAGUUGGAUCCUUUGCCAUGCCUGGCACAAUUGCAGCCUGCUAUCACCCCCUCUGCCUAGUUCUUCGCAGUCAUUUGCCUUGUGCGUGCCUGAGCUUUCCAAUUUGGGGGAUAUGUCUCAUGCAUGACUCAUUCCCAUAAGUGGGUCUGUUUGUGGUGGGAGUUUGUGCUCAGAAUUCUGCUUUGGAGCUGCAUUAACGGCUGAGGUCUGCUGUGCCUCUGUGCUCGUCAGCUGCAACCCUUUGCAGUUAACGUUUAAGCUAGCGCAGAGUACUUAAGCUAGUAUUUCAGGAAGGCAGAAGGAAACUCUUGCCUUUGACUUUGCUGCCGGAGCAGGCUGCAGGGAGGGAGUGAAAAACGAGCCGCUUUUCCAGUGUAAAAUGGAGAGGCUGUGUAAUCAAAUUCCCCACACCUUUCAGGGUCUUGAAAUCUAAGUCAAAGUGAUCAACCUUGGCUUGAGCACACCUGAAAGCAGCUUCUAAUCCUUCCCUGAAGUUGUUUUAUAAUUAAAAAAAAGCCCAAACUUCUCUCCCCGGUUUACUCUCUGCUUUUGUUUUAGGCUAUUGAGAGACAUUACUGACCAGGGGCAAAAGGUGGCGUCCUGAUUGUUAAUUCCUGGGUCCUUGUUGGGGAGCAAGCAAAUACAGCCGAGAAGCUUCAUCCAGUACUUGUCCCUUUAAAAAAAGCACCAGGAAGUGCUUAGAUCCCGGGGAUGGUGGGAGGUGGAGAUGCAGGGGGAGGGAUCUCUAUGCUUCGCUGCUGCAAGAGCCGCAGCACUCAAUCAAGGUGGCAGGGGGAGCCCUCUUGGGUUUUCAGAACCUUCUUUGCCUGCAUCUUCCCAGCCUGGCAGGCUGCAGGAUCACUCCGGUCAGAGCUGGUUUUGCUUCCAAAGAUUGAUCUCAGAUGUGGCAGAGAGACCACCUGGGUACUGAGUGUCCUGAUCAUGCUGCACAGAAUUUUGGGGGAAAGGACCUCACAGGCAGCACCUGAGCCCCGGUAAAACAUCUGUUGGGGGGUGAACCCUGUGCAUGAGAUUUGGGACCAGCUUUAGUGGAAAAGUGAAGUGGCCGGGGGAGGGGAGGAGUUGGCUGUCUAUACAGAUGCUCAUAUGACUAAGUCUGAGGAUGAGCCACAGAGAUGCUCAUGAAUAUUUGACUUUCCCUGAGUAGUAAGGGACUGCUUCUACGUGCAUGCCAGGAAAACAGAGUGGAAGCCUGGUCCUUUUAACAGUUUCGUCUCCUUCUCUCUCUCCUUCUGCUCUUUCUCCCUUGAAGCUCUCUUGCUUGGCAUUCUUCUGGUUGCCAGAAAGAUGGAAAGGAGCAGCAUCCUCGCUCGGUAAACGUGCUGGUUGGCUAGCAUUCUGGACCAUGGACUUACUGAGACACCUUCAGGUGUGAAGAUGUCACGCAAUAACAGGGCGCUCGUGGUAGACUUUGUUUCCUACAAGCUGUCAGAGAGGGGCCACAGCUGGGAUGAGCUGGAGGAGGACAGCGAGAACAGGACUGAGUUGAGAGACGAGAUGGACAGCGUCCCCAAUGGGAGUCCGUCUUGGCAUCAAAGUACCAGCCCGGUCGUAAAUGGGGCUACUGGACACCCCAGCAUCCUCAGUGAUCUUGAAGACAGCCCGAGGUUGGACGUGAGGCAGACGCUAAGAGAGGCAGGCGAUGAGUUUGAACUGAGGUACCGGAGAGCUUUCAGUGACCUCACAUCCCAGCUCCACAUCACCCCUGGCACAGCAUACCAGAGCUUUGAGCAGGUGGUGAAUGAACUUUUCCGGGACGGGGUGAACUGGGGGAGGAUUGUGGCAUUUUUCUCCUUCGGAGGGGCCCUGUGCGUGGAGAGCGUCGACAAGGAGAUGCGAGUGCUGGUGGGACGGAUUGUCAGCUGGAUGACCACUUACCUGACGGACCACCUGGACCCGUGGAUCCAAGAAAAUGGCGGCUGGGUAAGCAGUUGGCAAAGGGUGGUAGUGGUGGGAAGGGCACCUUCGUAGUUUUAAGUAUGAAACAGGCCAGUUUAUAUUUCUAGCAGCAUCAGAGGCAGAACUUGAGGAUGCUGGUGGGCUGGAGCUAAUCGAAGCUGUAGUCCAAAACAUGUGGAGGGCACCAGUUGAGGAAAGGCGCCAAGUGCCUUCUCCAGCAAGGUGCCAAUGCAACAUUGGAUAACCAGAAGCUGGAAAUGGCCACCAAGGGCUGAAAUAUUGUAUCUUUGUUCCAUGCUAUUUCACACUUCCUGAUGGAUAUUAGGUUUCCUGUUCUUUCUCCCCUGCACUGCCAAGUAUUAUAGACACACAUGGUACCAAGGGCUCUUUCCUCAGCUGUGUAGUUGGAUAGGUACUAGCCACCGUCUUUCCUUUUCUCGUUCAGGCUGGCUUGGUUCAGGUCACCCACAGGCCUGCCUCUGAAUCCUGUUGUUCACUAGAGCAUUUCAUAGCCCACUAAUCAAAGCCUCAAAGGUACUUUCCAUUUCUUUUCUAGUUUAUUAUCCCCUUAUUAUAUAUCUAUUUAUACCCCACCUGUACCCUGACAGGGGCUGAAGGCUGCUUUCAGAUAAAAUGUACCACCCUGGGUCUUCUUCAUUUUUAGGGGUCAAAGCUAAUCUUUGGAACCUGGGGUGAGCCUUGAGGUUAAGGAAGAGGUUGGUUGACAUUUUGCCUACCCUGCUGUCUGGCAUGAUUGAGGUGCAUUUCCAGGGCACAGGUACCCAGUGAAGGGGUGAUGAGACAACUGCUGGUCAUGACUAGACUCAAACCUGUAUUUUUCCUCUUCCCUUAACCCCAACUGUGGAUAAAUAGACUGUUUGUGUUGCCACACAUAAUCACCUUCCCAGGGAGUGCAGUUUGGUGCAUGGCCAAUGUGCUUGCCCCAAGCAUGAAUGUGCUAUGGAAAAGGUUAGGUCAUGGGAUUUGCCAGCAGCUAGUGUGGCUCUGGGUGUGGCCUUGCAUAAGUGUCUGGCAACUCCCUGGUGUUUUUCCUUUGCUUGACAGGAAGACCCUGUACAGUGAUUGUGACACCCAGAAUGUGCAAUUGGUAGAGAGACAUGGGUUAACUGCUGCAAAUCAGUGCUGACUUAGGAAGCUCUCAUACCACUCAGGAGCUCGUGCUUUGUUGGAACACUCCAAACAAAUUCCUGACAUUCAUCAUGGGUGAAAAAUUAGUUUUAUCUUUCCUUGUAAACAGGCCAGCCUUAUUUCCUAAGGUAAAGGUAAAGGGACCCCUGACCAUUAGGUCCAGUAAUGGCUGACUUUGGGGUUGUGGCGCUCAUAUCACUUUAUUGGCCGAGGGAGCCGGCGUACAGCUUCCGGGUCAUAUUUCCUGGUUCCCCCCAAAAGUUUUACUAGCCAGGCUGCCUGCAUGUACCUGCGCAGAGUAGGGCAGUCUGAACAAUGGGCCUAGCAAUUAGUGACCAAGUUGGAGCCUGGGCAUAUGGGCAAGUGGCUAACAGCAAGGCUGCUUUUAACUCCAGGGCGGUUGCAUUAUGUUAAAGUAGGGGUGGGUCACUGGAGGCUCAGUCAGACUCCCCAUCUGGACCCCUUGCAUACCCUCCCCCAGCCCUCUUUAUUUGUGUCUCAUCUGCUAAGGACACUUUAAUGCCCUCUUCCCCUCGGAGAGUGAUCAGCAGCAGACGCGUUGGCAGAAUCCUCCAGUGACGUCUCUCAGCUGCUCACUCCCAGUAGCUGUGAUGCAGAAUAACGGGAGACCCUUGACCCAGUCUCCGCGGCUGCUCACACCAAGGGGGCCAUUGAGCCCUUUCCCUGCAUCUGGCGGUGAUGCUGGCUCAGUUGAAAAUACAUCCUUGUUAAAAAUCAGCUGCUGGCUGUUUCACUCAAGGUCCCACCUGCUGAAUUGUCUACAUCCUUUGGUUUGAACCUAAACAAAGCUCCUGGUGGGUUAAUGCUCACUUCUUGGGAAUUUACUUUUAAGUACCACUCAAGGCUGUGUGUGGCAGCUCUCAGCUACCCAGAUGUAAAUGCAGCAAGCAAGGGAUAAAACCUAAUGGGCGCAUGGAGUGAAAUCCAGUAUUGGAUGCAGGCUGGAUAGGGUGAGUGUUGAGAAAACUGAGAGACAUGAGGAGGGGGUAUUACUCAGGAAUGCUGGGAAUGCAGUCAUCCUGGGGGCACAACCUGGGGUGUGUCUGCCCAAACUGACCCAACUGGUUCCUCUUCCUCUUAAGGCCAUCUUGGUGGCUGGCCCCAUCUCUUGUUCUCUUCUCUCCUCUUCUCCUGGUUCCCUCCAGCUCCCGAGAUUAGUCCUUGGUCCAAUGGAGAUUUCCAUAUCCCUGUCGCUCUGGUGACGAUUGGGCUGUAUCCUGGAGACCGAGGCGAUAAUGUAAUCUGAUUUUGUAAACGAACUCCCCGGAGGGAUUUAGAUUAAAUCGCUGAUGGAAAGUCACUGGCCCUGGCUUGCUGGGAGGCUGAGAUCCCCCUUCCCCUCCCCCCCAACUCAGCUAAUACCGCCUACUGGGAGUCUUCCCUUUUUUAUGUCUAAGGACAAAUGCAUUGUUUGGGCAAAUAUUUGUUCAGCAUUUGUAGGAGGGGCAGAAUUGCUCUGGGGUGCACACCCACUGGUUCCUGCUGCUCAGAUCUCAACAUUGUUGUCUCCCUAGGUUCUUCACUAUUCUGGUAUUGUUACAUAGUUCUGCUGGUGGAAAUGAAUGGUGCAAGGUGGGGAAGUAGAUAAUGGUGGCCACAGAAAGGUUAUGGACCAUCAUGUCCAUGGGGAUAACUUUUUCUGUACUGCAGAAUAGCUUUCUUUCUUUCUUUCUUUCUUUCUUUCUUUCUUUCUUUCUUUGAUGUUUGUUCCAUGCUUCCUCCAAGGAGCUUAAGUUGUGGCAUGUGGUCCCCUCCUGUUUUAUCCUCACAACCACCUUGUGAGGUAGGUCAAGUUGAGAGAGAGAGAGAGUCAUCCAGUUUCUCCAAUAUCCUAACCACUAAUAAGGUUAGACUCCCAUCACAUAUCAUGGAAUUACUGAGAUCCAGUGGAUCAUAUAAUUGCACCUGGAUCCAGAACUGACAGCUUGAGUCCCCACCCCUAACAUCAACCAACUGGAGAUAGCUUUGAUGGAAAAGAACUAAAUGAAAAGUAAAAUAACAUGUGUGGUCUUGGGCAUGUUGCUCUUGGCCUCUGUUCCUCAUCUGUAAAAAUGGAAUAAUUUUCAUUACCAACCUCGCAGAAUUAUUGCAAGUGAGGCUGCAGUGACUAGAAGGUAUUUGGCAAAUUAAGAACUGGUGAAUGUUGUGGACAGAGGAUUGACUUGGAGCAGGAAGAGCUGGGUUCAGAUCUCUGGAAAUGUGGCUGCUCUCUCUCUCUUUUUCUCCCUGAUGAGUUUGUUAUGAAGUCCAUGCAUUAUUCUUGGCACUCCUGGAAGGAUGCAAAUGCAUCUAUUUCCCAGCAUUUUAUUCCACUUGCUGUUGCUCUCCAAUGUGACCAGGAACCCAAACUCAGGAUGGACUAUAUUGAUAGUAGUGGGCUUGGUUGCCAGGAACUCAGUUCACCAGGGCUGGGGAGGAGGUUUGGUCCCCUGCUUCAUGUUGUCUUAGUAUAUACCCCUUAAUUUUAUAAAUGGUUGCUUGCCCUGGGAAAAAGUCACAUCAAUAAGACUGUUGAAGGGAGAACAACGCAGCCGUCCCCCCUGGCCCUGAGUGGGCUGGCUUGUGUGAUGACUGGGAGCUUCCAGUAAGCAGCCAAGUACACAGUCCUCCAGUCAUCAUGGCAGGCAUUUUUCUGGUAGCAAUCAGUAGCAAUAAACUGUCAUGCUCUAGAGUGACCGAGAAACAGAUGGCAGGACUGUGCAGUUAGAAGAUUUGAGUCUUAAUUAUUGAGGGAUGCGUUUGCAGGGGGUUGGCCUAGAUGGCCAUUGGAGUGCCUUCCAGCUCUACAACUCUGUGAUUCUGUCCCUGACAGUGAUCUCACAGAAGGGUCAGUAGCGUCUCCAUGCAGAUUGCACACAGGUGCGCUUUUCUUACUUGCUCAUUUCUUUGCAGUAUACAAGCCCCCUUCCUACCCACAAGCCUCCUGUCUGAAUGAGGGGCGUUUUGCUAACAGUAACAGAAGCGGCUGGAUUGGCCUUGUGCUAACUUUCUGAUUGUGCUUGCAGCCUGGAAAAUCUCUGGGCUCGAGAGGUGAGCUCUGUCUCUCCCCCCCCCCUUCACACUGGCCCUGAACUGGCUGCCCUGUUGUAAGCCUUCAGCCAAUGUGCACUUCUCUCCCUGCUCUUGCCGUAGCCUUGUUAGCAUGGGAUUAGCACUCUCUUGGGGCCUGGGGAGCAGCCUUUGCCUGGCCCUUUCAAACAAUGCUGUUGUGGAAAGGGCGUAGCUUGCGAGAAAGACCCACAGAGAGGCUUGCAUGUUCUGGCAGGCCUGCCCCUGGCAGGGAGCAGGCUCCGUGUGUUCGUGCGCAUUCCCCAGAGUUGCUCAGCAUUUUAUGUCUUGGAAAGUAUCUUUGGAGAGGGCUUGAGGAGCAGCACACUUCAAAGCGGGUGGGACAAUGCCUUUAUUUGAUCAGUCUUCAGGAGAUGAAAGUUACUCUGGAAAUUUUGUAGAUAAACAGAGGCACAUUGGGAGGGGUGUGUGUGUAAGGUAGCCAGCAAGGGGUCCCCAGUGCUCUCCUGGUCUUUCUCCUCCAUUGCCUUUGCAGACGUCGCAUGAAGCAUUUUUGGCCUUCUUAGUAAGGUGAGGGAGGUGGGAUCCCUUUUGUGCCCAAGGCUGGAUUUUGGUAUGUAUGGAUUUUGGUAUGUAUGGUCUGUUGUCAUGGAUGGGCUGUAGGAGAAGUACAUGGGCAUUGGAGCAGUAAAGCAAGCUAUCUGGCAGGCUUAAAAAGCCUGAGAGGAUGGAUCAAGCCUAGAUCUAGCAACUGGAAAGUGAAGGUGAGGGAACAGUGGUCAGUUCUGGUGUUAACCGUGUGCCCAUGGCCACUACUAGUGUGGUGUAGGGGUUAAACAACCUUUGGACGACAGCGCCCAACAUCGUCAGUCAGCAAGACCAAUCAGUGGUCAGGAACUUUUAAUUUUUUAAUUAAAUUUCCACAUUUCCCUUCAUCCGAAGACCACAGGGCAGUUUACGGUAUAAAAACACAAAGAUACAUACCAUAAUAGCAAAUAAAAACAGUAACCCCACCCCGGUAUCUGUAAUGGGAGCUGUCAUGUGGAGGGCACCAGCUUGAGGAAAGGCUGGGUUUAGAGGAUUGGACUAGGAAUGCAAGACAAAUUGGCUCCCAUGGUCUGGAAGGUGCAUUUUUCAUGCAGUGGGUUCCAAACUGGAACAUACCAAGCCGCCUCUUGGUCAUUAUGAAGAUGAAAUAGGAAGAAAACCACAUUUGCUGCCUUAAGUUGCUUGGAGGAAAGGCAGGAUAUAAAUGUACAAUGCAUAAUUAAAUCUGUGCAGUUAAAACUCAGUUGCCUAUUGUAAGCUCAGUCCUCUAAGGCAACUGGUGUGUGGGCAGAGUGUCUUUUUUUUGGUGCAUAGGUGAUUUUUCUGUUUCCUUUUCAUUGGUAUGUAUGUGGGAAGGUAUGCACAAGGUGUGUCUGUGAUUUCAGGCACUGUAGCAAGAUGAACUCCCAACAUUCACACCUUCUAACCAUAUUCUGCACAACUCGGACUGUUCUGUCAGGAACGUCCAGUUUGUUUAAGGUUGUCACCAGAACCAAUUCAUUUAAUCCUGGCAUGCCGAUUUGGGGAGAAUCCGCAUGCCUGCUUGCCUUUAUGUCUCUCUUGUCAGCCAUGGAGUUGGUCUGCCUGGCACGGAUGUUUGGAGCAUGAAUGCAACUUGUUUGACGGGGCACACCUGUAGCGUUAAGACUCACCAAUUUACAUCACAAUUUUGCAAGUCAAAGAGCUGACUCAUUUGCCAAUAAAAUGCAGCCACUUCUAUUCUGGCACAUGGCAACUGCACACAUCAUGUGUAGCAAUGGUCAUGCUAUGGGUUGAGAAAUCACCACUUGGAUGUUACUGGGAACGGAUCGGCUUGUUAACCCAGGCAGAGUUGCUGGCACUCUGCAAGGUGAUGCCUUGGUGCAGAUUCCUGGAGGUGGGUUCUGCAUCCUGUCCAGUAGGUUCCCCCUUCCACUUCCUCCUUUCAGGUCUUAGCUAGAAAAGAUCCUGGACAUUCAUUACCUGAGAGGCCAGCAGUUUGGUAGUCUUCGUGGCAGCAAAAGAAUCCUAGUUUUACUGUUACCGGUUUCUUCUUCGUUCACCUCAUCAGCUCUUUGGGAAGGUUAACUAUUUUGUUUCUUCAACGGCUUGGAAACUGGGAGCAGGGGUGGGCACAAUAGCCGAGGGCUGACAUUGCUGUUGAUGUCAGGCCGACCCCUGGACAGUAAUAGCAUCAUCUUACAGCUGACGUGUCUGAUUUUGCAAGAGCCGAUAUUCUCACUAGGAGGUGACUUGGAAGCAAACCUCCUAUCAAUUGCAACCAUUCUUAGUGACUGUUUGUCCAAGCUUCUAUUAGCCAUCUGUGCAAGGUUGUUACUGCUAUCUGUGCUGCUCUUGCAAGUCUUCCCUCAGCCCCAUGGACCUUCAGUGCUGAGUAGCAGCUCAGAGCUUUGGUCUCUCUGCAAACUCAGAAUUGUCCUGAUUGAUAUCAUUAUGUGCCUGGACGACAGUGCAGUUUUCAUACAGUGGGUUCCAAAUUUAGAACAUACCAAGUCAGCCCUUGCUAAAGCUCUUCUGUAGACUGAGACUGAACCCCAGAAUUCUGUGCAAUUCUUUUCUUUUGCCCCCCGUCAGCCUCUUUGGGGAGUCUGAGUUUGGUUUCCCAGGAAAACCCAUUUGCCGCUGACUGAGACAGUGGGAAGCCUUAGUCGCCAGCCGCAGGUAAUUGCAGGCAGAAAGAUGGGAUUGUUCAGUCUCUGCUCUCUUCCCAGGUUUGGCAGCCACCCAAGUUGAUUUCGGAAGUGGGAGGGUUUUCUGCCGAGCUCUUCAGGAAAUGCCAAUGGAAUGACUUCCCCCAACCAUUUCCUUUCCCAAAUAGCAUUCCUGCCUCAGAAAAUGUGAAGGAUGGAAAAGAACAUUUACAGACCUUAACUUUUCACCCCCUCACUUUGGUUCUUAGCCUUGGUUUGGGGCCCCUGAUUUUCCUGGGCUAGUUUGUUGAAUUUUUGCACAAAUUAAUUUAUUUUCUGUGUGGACAGAGAGGAGGGUUUGGUGAACGAGAAUGCAUUUAGUUCUGUGAGCCUUGCGAAGGCCUCUCUCUGUCUCUCUCCCUGCGUGUGUUGUCUGUCUGUGUGUGGGGGGAAACCACUGCUAUUAUAGUAUUUAUUAAUUUCUGAAUUGUUUUCCACAAAUAUGUCCCAAGGCAGUUUACAGACAUAUCCUUAAAAACAGCUAAAACAUUUUUAAAAAAACAGCACAAGAACAGCAAAGUAUAGAUUUAAAAGCAACACAAAAUCAACACCUAAGGCAAAGACCUUUCAUCUAGCUGGGAAAACUUGUUGAAACAGAAUGUCUUCAGCAGUUUCCGGAAAAUACAGAUAGUGGGUGCCUAUCUUAUCUUGACAGGAAUACUGAUCCAUAGAACAAGAGCAGCAGCCACCCUGAAAGGCUUGCUCCAAGUCACUGUGGCUUCUGACAUUUUGGGGACUUUAUGGAGGAAAUACGCAGAAGACUGUGACUAAUGGGAUAAGGUGGUAUCUCAAGUGUUCAGUGCAGAGUAGAAUUGCUGCUGCCAGAGACCCCUGACUAAAGAUGGAUUUAGGGCACCAUCCUCUGACUGCCCUCGGCACCCACAGACCCUCUUCAUCCUGAUGAUGCUGACCCUGAACCCAGAAUCCGGGCCCCUGAACGGGGAGCUGCAUCUUGUCUUGGCUGCUGAGACAGGGUGGCUGAUGUGUGCAGGCUCCGGGUUUUCAUUCAGAGAGCAGGAAGCUCUGUGUGCCUGGCACGCCAAGCUGUGCCUCAGAAAGUGACGUAACCCACCGUUAUAUAACAAGGAUGCGAACAUGCUCUGUGAGCCCCGGGGGCACACGGUGGGGGUGGGAGGCAGCCGAUUCACUCUUUUUCCUGUCCUUUUUUUCUUCUCCACUCCAUUGCCCUAAAUUAUUGAGUAAAAUCUGGAAAGCUGCUAGAGCAGACCCUUUUCUCUAAGACGCUGAGAUCACUGCUCUGGAGUUUUUACAUGGGGCUGGGCAAAUUUGGUUAAAAAUCUUAGCAAACAUGCAGGAGAACUGUGAAAUGUGAGUGUGCUGCUCCUGAGAUUGCUGCAGCAGCAGGAAGCAGAAGGUUACCUAGCAUCCAUUAGGGCCUUGCUAGACUUGGGAGUGGAGAGCGACUGGAGCUCAGCCUUUCUGUGUGUGGCUCUGAGCUUUCCACAGCUGAAGAGAACCUCAUAGGUGUGGCUCAAGGGUGGAUUCCAACAUUUCUAUAGUAGCCAUUGGCCAAAAUUGGUUCAGUGACUUCAGUUCCUGACAAACAGUUUGGGGAAGGCCGUAGCACAGUGGUGGAGUAUCUGCUCUGCAUGGAAGAGGUCGCAGGUUCAAUCCACAGCAUCUUGUGGCCAGAUUCCUACAUUUCAGGGGGUUGGGCUAGAUGACCCUCAGGGUCCCUUUUACAGUUCUGUUCUAUGAUUUUUCAGGUAAGGCCAGGAGAGACCCCUGUCUGGAACCCUAGAGAGCAGCUGCCAGCCAGAGAAGACACGCCUGAGUUUGAUGGACUAGUGGCCUCACUCUUUUUAAGGCAGCUCCCAGUGUUUUGCUUCUCUUCCUGAAUAUGAAGCCUUCAUAUCCUGAGUCAAACCAUUGACCACUCUUGCCCAGUAGUGUCCAGUCUCACUUCCAGCUCCUCUUCAGGUCCUUUUAGAAGGGGUUUCUCUCAGCCCUGCUGUCCCCAAGAUCCUUUUUAACUGAAGGGACUGAGCUUGGGACCUUCUAAGUCAUUCAAAGUGUAUGCUGUGUCACUGAACCAUUGCCCCUGCCCCUUUCCCUACUUAACCUGGCUGAUCUCUUCCUGCUCUACAGAGAGUAGAGCAUUCUAAGCCAUCAAGCGUGCAGAGCCACCUUGAACAUUGGAAAGCAGGGUAGAAAUGCCUCAAAUAAAUGAGUAAACCAUUGCAGCACGGUUCCUAGCUAAGGUCAGUGCCCUUCCUUGCAGAAUGGCUACCCUCAGUCCCUUACAAUGAAUCACCAUUGGUCCCGAAUAACAGCAUUUAUAGAGUGCGCUCGAAGCCCUCGGGUUCUUUGUUGUGUACCAUCCUCUCAUAGAAUAUGAGGUUGGUGUGCAGCAAUAUAAAAUCCCAUUUUUAAAAGGCCAUUAAAACAGUACAGAAUUAUCACAGUAAUCCUUACAAGAACCAUGCAAGGCUGGACAAGGCUGCAGAGAGUUGCAGUCCAAGCUUUCCAGAAAGGAGUUUGCGGCUGAUGCUAGACUUGAGCCAGAGACUCCUCAGAUCAUGUUCCUCACUGCUACUGCAGCUCCUUCCAUCAGCUGUCAGAGAAGUCUGAGUCGCUCAGCAGUGUUUUUGACUAGACACGUGUUCACACAAGCAAUCCUCAUGUUUAAAAGAUCCCUAUCUCAUCUGACUGGCAAUAGUCACAUGGGUCAGCUGAGGGAUGGAUGGAACAUAUGCUCUGCAGCUCUUUCCGUAUCGGUUUCCUGCUGGGGUUGGUGUUUAAUGCUGUAGGUUGUCUCAGAAGCAAGUCUGGUCUCCUGAUGGACCUUUGGUCUUGUACCGCUCACGACGUGCCUGGUAGUAAUGCUGUUUGGUGCAAACUCGCCCCCCUGUCCCUUUCUCAGCCUGCACUCUCUUGCACCUCCCCAGCAAUAGCCGCCUUCUCCAAAAAAGAGGCAGUGAGUGGGGCUCUUCUUCGCCAGGCAGAACUGCCUUGGGGUUUUGCCCUCUUGGGUGCUUCUUGUUGUUGUGCUGCUUGGGUUUGGAGCAGGGGGCCGGCCGGUGGGAUGUGUGUUUGCGUUAAAGUUACACUUUGCCGCACAAGCAAAACAGCUGGGGGGGGGGGAGAAGCGCAAAGGGGAUGGCUGCGGGGCAGGGCUGUUAGCUGACAGAUGGUUCCAGCUGGGGGUUAUAGGGAGCAGGUGUGUGGUUCAGGAGGGAGCACUGAAGUGACUCCUCAACCCCACGAGGCUUGCUGGGUUGCUCGCCCGCGACGCCGCAAAGCUGGCUUGACCCAGUUAUUGCGCGGAAAGCGAAGUGCUUUGUGUGUGUGUGUGUGUGUUUUGUAUUUUUAGGCGUUUGACUUAUUUUUAUCCCCUGCUUUUUAUUUUAACUAGAGUGAGCAGAAGAGCAGGCUAGGGAAAGGGAGGACAGCCUCCGGGUAGGAACACCCAGCGCCGCUCUUGCGCGCUGCCUGCUCAUCCGUGCAGAUACACGUGCUUGCUCCCGGGAGCCGGCUCACGUGGACUCCGCCAGCGCCAUCUCUUAGGAUUCCCGUAAUGGGGAGCCGGAGCCACUCUUUGCUGCAGCCUCUCCAGAGAAAGGGGUGUGUGUGUGUGUGUGGAAAAGCAGAUGAGAUGCAGAGGGGAGUUAACCAGGCUGCAGCGCAAGGAUCCCUGGAGGUGUGGGGGGUGUUCAGUGCAGUGUUUUUCCCUUCCGAGGCAUGCAGGGAAUUGCAGCGGUGGCUCGGAUUCAGUGGCACUUUGCACCCUGUGGACUCAGUGUCACCUGGCUCUGGCUUUAACCUUUGUAAGCCUGGAUCCCUUCUGCAGCAGGCACGGCUUAUCGUGGACCACAAGCAAAAGCCAGUUCCUUGUAUGUGGCUUUAUUUCCAUUCUGAAUCUGGUCCACCAAAAGGGCUCCUUGUCGAUAGCAAUUUAAACAUACAGCGCAGUUCUGAGUAUUUAGUCUUGCCUUGUCCCUAAAGACAGUUGCCCCUCCAGUUCUUUUGGACUACAGUUCCCAGCAGCCAUGGCUGGAACAGCUCUGUGAUGCUGGGAGCAACAAAAUUGGAGGGCUCCAGGUUGGCAAAGGCUGCCCUAAGAGCUUAAUGCUGUGUUUGUAUGCUCACUUACCUAAUAAUAAUCCUGCUUGAGCACAGCAGGGCUUACUUCUGAGUAAGCAUGAAUAGGAUUGCACUUUGUGCACAUCUGUUAUAAACCCAGAUCUGUUCAUUUUAUGGGCCUGGAUUAAGCAGGUGUGGUAAGGCAAUGAGGCAUUUUAUCUUGCAGUUUUUAACAGGUUUCCCAGCCCAAACCUUGGGAUGCAGAGAGUUCAGCUAAGUCUCAGGCCUAGGCUUUAGCAAGCCUCUGUUGGAAGGGUGCUCCCCAGUUUUUUGGGCAGGUGGAGCAGUCAUUAAGACAUCCUCUCUAGACUUGUUAUCUCUCUUGGUUGACCUAGUAGAUUGUGAUGGAGAAUAUAUUAAGGAACAGCCAAGAUAUCCGUGAGCCACACAUAGCAGAGAAAUCACACACACAGCCUUGUAUGUACUUUAGGAGGGGAAGCCCCUCUUCUUCCCAACCAGUGUUCUGUGGGCUGAGGAUGACUUCAUGGGCUGAAUCACACUGGAAGUGAUGGCUUCAUGUGGCAUUAACAGGAACUGAGAGUGAGGUCUAAACUCCGAUCACUCUCAGAGGUCCAGUUAAAUCACAUGGUUGCCCAGAAGUGCUUGGGACAAGUUCUUCUGCAAUGAAAAAGAGCCCUUUCAGAGGGUUGUAUAGGGGUGGGAUGAUCUCACAAAGCCCCAUUUCCAUUGACCUUCUUAGGGCAGCUUCUUGGUUUCCUCAUCCACUUUAGGGAAGGGUUGUAGGUGUUCUUUUUUCUCCAGCCCAAGGGCCACAUUUCUUUUGCAACUUUCCGAGGACUAAAUGCCGAAGGUGAGCACAACAACAGAUGUGGCUCUUAACCUCUGUACAGUAGGAUACAAUCCUGUCACACUAAGCCAGAGGUUUCUCUCUGUUCUGCCCACAUACACAGAUCUCUCUGCUCCCCAUCCAGCAUGUGGCACUGUGGUCUAAACCACCGAGCUUCUUGGGAUUGACUAUCAGAAGGUUGGCGGUUCAAAUCCGCACGACGGUGGUGAGCUCCUGUUGCUCUGUUCCAGCUUCUGCCAACUUAGCAGUUCGAAAGCACACCAGUGCAAGUAGAUAAAUAGGUGCCACUGCGGUGGGAAGGUAAAUGGUGUUUCCGUGUGCUCUGGCUUCCGUCAUGGUGUUCCAUUGUGCCAGAAGCAGUUUAAUCUAAGGUUACCAGAUUUUUUUCAAUGAAUCUGGGGACACUUUUCAACUUCCUACUAAAUAGAUGGAUUUUGUCAGGGGACUAAUUUGUAAAUCUGGGGACUGUCCCAGGGAAACGGGAGUGUCUGGUAACCUUAGUUUAAUCAUGCUGGCCACAUGACCUUGGGAAGCUGUCUGUGGACAAACGCCAGCUCCCUCGGCCUGAAGCAAGAUGAGCGCCACACCCCAUAGUCGCCUUUGACUGGACUUAACUGUCCAGGGGUCCUUCACCUUGCUCUCCAUCCAAGCAAGGAAAGAGGCAACAGUGUAAUUGAAGGGGUGUGGCCUAGGGAGAGUCCUAAGGACCAAAGAGAAGCCUGGUGGGCUGCAUUUGACCCCUAGGGCUAGGGUUCCCCACCCCUGCCCUAGAGUUGCAACAACCAGGGGACAUAAGAGCUGGAGUGGGGGGGGGGGGAGGCAAGAUCCCGCACGCCUCUCCCUCUCAAGAUUCCCAAGGCCAAAAGCUCUUUCUGAGCCCAAUGUGCUCAGCUCAGCACUGGCCCUCCUCUCAGCUUCUCUAGGUUAAGGCCUGCAUCUGCCCUAGGCAUUCUGGGCUCAGCUUCCAGACCCACACAAGGCAGCAUUUUGCACUGAAUUAUAGAGAAGAGAGUGUUUGCCAUCUGCUUGUGAACUUACCUCCAGCCUUGAAGCAGCUGGUCUGGGCAGGAAAGGGAGCUCAGCACUGCUUGCAUUGUGCUCAGAUAGCCCAGCUCCUGGUCCGAUCCCAGAACUCUAUAAGACAUUUUCCAGAUCUUUGAGAUCUUUGUCUUCCUGGUGAUCUAAGGCUCCUAAAUGUGGGAAAGUUGCACCCACGUCUUGCUCAGAACAAAAGAAGCUUCUCUUGUGCUUGGAAAUUAAAUGUAGGAGCUGCCUACCCUGAUCAGUCUCUUCCUCCUCCUCUGGGGAAGCAAAGCAGCCUGCGGAAAAAGGACUCCUGUUCAAAGGCACCUCUACAAGGUUCCCAGAGCCCAGGCGGUGCAAGCUGCCAAGGGUUGCUGUUGAAAUGCAAGUAUCGGAUUUCUAGGAAUGACACUGUACUUGACAUUGAGGAAAAUAAAAUUCACUGCCCCAGCAGUCCAGAUUCUGCGCCAAGACAUGAUGAAUUCUCCAAGCCAUCUAAACUGUGGAGAUUGACCAAAUGGGUGAAAUGUCCACUAUUGUGCAUAAGGUUUUGUGGUGUGCUUAUUUGUGGGUAGUGGCAGGGACAUUGAAACCUUGCCCCCCAACCCCUUGAGGAACGUAUUCAGCCACUGCACCCUCGUGCAUCUGCUUCUGAGAUUUCCUCUGACAUUGCCCCACCCCUGUGUACCUUGAACCCAGUACCUUCUGUAGGCUGCCCUGGCCGUGCGAGUGAGUGAGUGAGUGAGUGAGUGAGUGAGCAAGGGGAGCUUGGCAGAGCCAGGCUGAGAUGCCAGUCAUUUUGCUCAUGCUCCUUUUCGGCUUCCGUGUGCCCACAUGCUCGCUUUCCCAAGGAGCUGCACUCACAUGGUAUCUUGCAGCGCCAAAGCGGAAGAAAAUGGCUGGGGGAGGAGGAUUCUGCUUGAUUUGCCUACACCCUUCCCACGGCCAGAUGGUGUGUCGCUGGGAUGCCCAACUUAAGAAGUCCUGGUUCCAACAUGGCAGCUGUGAGCAUCCUGCUGACAAGUUGCAGUGGGCCCACAUUGUGGAAAUGGGCAUGUUCACCAUCUGUAAAAGCUUAAUAUUGGUUGAUUCCAUGGCACUCCAGGGCUGUCACAUGGAAGAUGGAGCAAGCUUGUUUUCUCCUGUUCUGGAGGGUAGGACUUGAAGCAAUGGCUUCAGGUUACAAGAAAGGAGAUUCCAACCAAGCAUCAGGAAGAACCUUCUGGCUGAAAGAGCUGUUCAACAGUGGAGGUUGUGAACCGACCUUCCUUGGAGAUUUUCAAGCAGAGGUUGGAUGGCCAUCUGUUAUGAAUGCUUUAGUUGAGAUUCCUGCAUCGCAGGGGGUUAGGCUAAAUGACUUUUGGGGGUCCCUCCCAAUUCUACAAUUCUAUGAUUCUUUGAUUUACAGAUCUCUCUCUUUCUCUCUUGUGUCCUUGCAACAUGGGCCACCUAGUCUCCAGCCUUUUCAAAUCCAGGACUUAUCAGUAAGCCCAUCCUGCAAGAUAGAAUCCACUUGUACCUUUUUUCCCCGCGGGGAAAGGGUGGUAGAUCAGUGGCAGACCGUUUGUUUCACAUGCAGAAGGUCCCUGGUUCACUCCUCAGCAUCCCAGAUAGGGCUGGGAAUGUCACCCCUCUGGAACCUUGGAGAGUGUAGUGUAGACCAGGUAUGGCCAAACUUGGCCCUCCAGCUGUUUGGGGACUACAACUCCCAUCACCCCUAGCUAACAGGACCAGUGGUCAGGGAUGAUGGGAACUGUAGUUCCAAAACAGCUGGAGGGCCACGUUUGGCCAUGCCUGGUGUAGACAGUCCUGAGCUGGGUGACCAAUAGCUGGACUCACUGUAAGGCAGCCUGUCUUCUUGUCUGCCUCUCCUCCUGUCACUUUUAAACACAAAAGAAAAUGGUGUUGGUAGUGCGCUGGUUUUGCUGGAUAUCCUACAAUGGCAGAAUCCAUGGCAGGUACCCGUUCAUGCUUUUCUUGGAAACUUCAAAGAAGUGACUUUCUUGGCAGUCCAAAGAAUCCUAAAGUUAGGAAGUUCUUCCUUUGCUGUAAACAAAGCCUGUAAUUUCUUGUCCUAUCCUCAGCCCACAGGAUGGGCUGCUAUCUCCCGGCCCCCUCUCCUCCUUUGCAUUGGAAACUGCCAGCUCUGCUCCUCACCACCCGUCGUGAUCUCCUUUGGGGAACCUUGAACACGGAAUUGGACUUUGAGAUGUGGGUUCAAGUACAACCUCCUGCCAUGGGCUGAUUUGUGGGUUUUGUCAAACUGCCGCCUCUUGCCUUCGGUCUCCCAGAGAGUCAGGUAGAAGGAGCAGCAAGCAACCUUGCAGGGCUCUUGGUUUUUUGAGUUGCUACGACAGAAAGGCUGUUAAGCACUCUGCUCACUUUUUGUUUUGUUUUGUUAAAGGAUCCAGACAUUAGAAAUAAUAAGAGGCUUAAGGUGUCUCUGCCUACACAAGGGGAGGUUCUGUGCUUUGCAUGUCACCCUGUCACAUGCAGGUAGGCAUUAUGGAAUAAUGUGCCUCUCCCUUUUGUGCUUGUCGCGGGUGAGGGAGAGGGGAGGGCUCAGACGCCAUAUGUCCAUAAAAGGGGCGGGGGGGGCAAGAAGGGGCAAAGCAAAUGUUUUCCAAAGGGCAUUAACUGGAAUGAUAAAUGGUAACACCACCCCAUCCCCAGCAGGUGCUAAUCUCCAGCUCGACCUACAUGUUCAGCCUUUGUGUCGAAGCCUCUCUCUCCCUUGCCAUCCCACCCCCACACUCACCUACCAGUGUGUCUGCAUUGUCAUAGCACCCAGAAUGUCCUCUGCAAGUUGGGUGCAGUUGUUGUGCAGCUCACUGACAAUCGAUCUCCCCAAACUGCAUUUUUCUUACUUAGCGGUAUUGGCAGUUAUACCUGGGCAUAUUGCUCUGUGGACGGACAGCGGCUUGAUUCCAUGUUUUAUUAUUUAUUAUGCGCAAGCAGCUGAAAUCGUGAACAUUCACAUCAGCAAAGUAAGGGCAUACCAAGGACAGCUCCAUUUUUGAAAACUGCGCCACCCUUUCAACUUGUUUUCUGAAUACUGUCAACUUCCUUUGGGAGACGGUUUUAUAAAAACAGGGCCACCACAGGAAAGGUCCUACUUGCAGUUGGAAGCUGGAGCAGGGCCUCUCCAGUCAGUUCUAUAUCACAAUAGCCUUCCUAGCAGGUACCAGUAAAAAUUUUUUAUUGAAAUAUCCAAGAAAUGAGUUUAUAACCUUAGAAAUGUGACAUUUUGAGGCACAUGGGCACCUUUAGUGUAUUGUGUGUAAUGAUUAAUCUAUCACCUUCUGGACGUAGAUGAAAUAGGGAGCAAACUGGAAGCCGAUGAAUCCUAGAAAUAUAGGGUUAGAAGGGACUCCCGGGGUCAUCUAGUCCAACCCCCUGCAAUGCAGGAAUCUCAGCUAAAGCAUCCAUGACAGAUGGCCAUCCAACCUCUGCUUAAAACCUCCAAGGAAGGAGAGUCUGCUACCUCCUGAGGGAGACCCUUCCACUGUCAAACAGCUCUUACACAGAAAGUUCUUCCUGAUGUUUAGCUGGAAUCUGCUUUCUUGUGACUUGAAUUUGUUGGUUUGGGUCCUACCCUGCCUUCACAUGCAAAGUGUACCCCUUGCUUCAGAUGCUUGUGUGAUCCUCACACCUAGAGUGUGAUUCCUUGUCUUUGCCUACACAAACCAGACAUUUUGGCACAUCUGAAGUGGCUUCUGAGCAACCUGAAUGCGCUGUCUCAGGAAACCAGUUUGACAGGGAGCCUGCUCUGUGCUGGCAGCCCUCUUGUGUCUGGUGUGGGGAGGCACGAGAGGAGUAGCUGUGGCUCCCCCAAAUUCCUUCUAGGUGCCUUAGAACAGGCAUCCCCAAUGUGCGGCCCUCCAGAUGUUUUGGCUUACAACUCCCAUCUUCCCUAGCUAACAGGACCAGUGGUCAGGGAUGGUGGGAAUUGUAGUCCAAAACAUCUGGAGGGCCGAAGGUUGGGGAUGCCUGCCUUAGAACACCCACAGUGGUGUGGAGCCCUAACCCCAAAUGGUGAAGGUUGAACGUUGCCGCCUGGAGCCAAGCUGCUUGCUGGCUUGCACAGGGGGUGGUAGGAAAAGAAAAGUGGGGAGGGGGAGGGUGGGUAGCUUUUAGUGUUUUAACCCUUUGUAGUUUUGCAUCUCUUUCAGCUUAAUUGCCACCACUCAGGGUUUGUUUGCUCUGUGGGUUGCUGAGCCCAGAAUUCCCUCUUUUGUCAUUGAAAUGCACCAGCUGCUCUCAUGUAGGUCAGUCAUUUGCAUAACAGUUUAAACGGAGUCCCAGAAGCAUUCGCACCUGCAGGGCUGGCUCACUGGGGUGUCUCCCCUUUAAUCCUGCUUCUGUUGUAUAUAUGUGAAGGGGGGGAGGAAAUCAUUGCAAGGAGCUGAGCUGAGGAGCCUGUUGAGGUGUGGUAGUCCUUGAAUUUUCCCCAUUAUGAUAUGGGGCGGGCAGCCAGGGUGGGAGAGAAAAAGAGGAUUAUAGGCUGGAAGGAUGUAAUGGUAGACGUACAUAGCACUUUUCCCCUGGCUUUCCCCGAAGUACUUUGUUGCAAUGUUCCUUGCAGCAGCCUUAUAAGGUUGGUCAUCCCGACAUUGCAGGUGGUGACGCCUGGGGCCAAGAGAUGGGGGCUCCCCAAAAACUGGUGCCUGACAUAAUAUUUGAAAUGGUGAUAUCCCAGCUUGUUCUCGUAACUGCCACAUUAAAAGGCGUUUGCAGCUGUAGAUAAUUGGUAGCUGUUGGCCCUUGGCUUUGGGCGAGGGGUAGAGUGGGACCAUUUGGAAGAGGCAAGGGAAACCCUCUCUCUCAAGACACUCUCACGAGAAUAUAGCUGUGGGCCCUGAGAAUACCUUGUCUUUUGGCGUUCCAGGAAGUGCUCUGUUGUCUUCGCCCCACCUCUUUUCUUUCUUUCACCCAGCAGGCUUGUCCCAAAGCAGAGUUGGCUGCCCCCUGGGGCUGCCCUUGUUGCCAGGAUUUUGCCUUGGCAGGGUUUCCGAUUCCACGCCUAGCUGGUAAGCUCUUUGUUAACAAAGGCACAUUGGUUCACAUUUGAAGGAUAAUGAGGAGGGCGGGGAAUGAUUUCAGCUUCCAUGUGGUUAUUCCAGGGCCUGCUGGAAGUAUGGAAGGAGCCUGGUGGGCAGCCAAGACCAUCCCAGCCAAAUCUCUGUCCAAGGGGGCAAGGCCCUUUGAACUUCAGGGCAGUUGUGGGUCAAGCCCCUUGCAUGGAGGCCCACGCCGUGGUACAUCAAACCUUUUGUGACAGAUUCAACAAGGCGUGGGCCACGCCGCCAGGUGCAAAAUCUUUGGAAGAAUUUGGCCCCUGUCCAAUUGCACACCUUUUCCUUUGGGCAGGAAUGUGCUGAAACAAACAGCAUUGACUGGCAGAUUGUACGUUUGCCAGAGCAGGUGAGGCUUUGGAAGGUCUUCUCAUGGCUGGUUGGAUGGGCACCAGAAUACCUCCCGUAGCUGUGGCCGGAGACCAGGGGACACUGAAAAGGAGCCACCCUGAGAAGGAUGGGAUACCAAUAUAACCAAAACACAUAGUGACAACAGUUGUUAGUGUUUAUGAGAGACAGGAAGAGAGUUAUAAACAUUUCCCUAAGCCGUGGAUGGUUCAGGGGGUCUUUUGAUCGUCACAUUUUUCUCUCUUUUGAGCACACUGUUGCAGAGCAGCAAAGAGGCUUCCUGCAUUUGCAAGCGCUCAGUUGCUUUGGAGUUGCCUGUCAUUUGCUGGGUCUUUGAGGAGGGGGGCUGCAGAAAGUCCCCAAGCUUCCUGUGUGUGCUGCUGCCUUGCUUCUGCAAGCUGUCUGAGGCGGAAGCAGGGGUGUCGUCUGUGUUGACAUGCUGAGGCGUGGUGCUCGGACCAGCCUGUUUUCCCUCCUCGGCAGAGAAUGUUCUGUGUGAAAGGCCUUUGGCGUUUGCCUUUGGACUCUGUCCCAUCCUCUCCUGCAGCUUGAACUCCAUUGAUCCUCGAACCUCCCCGAUUGCUCUGAACUGCUGGCACUUCCUUCACUGCGGGAGGGGCUCUUGUUCCUGUGCUACACACCCACUCCACAAAGCCAUCGCACCAGAGCAGGCACCUGCUCCAUGCUACCUGCCCACCCACCUUGCUGACCGAGCCGCAUGCACACAUCCAACACACACCUUGCAGUGCAACACAUCGCUCCAUGCUCUGUUCUGCACACUGAACUCACAUGCCCAGAGACAUGUGAGUACCUGCUCCUCAUUGCCCCUGUCAUAUUGGUGCCAGUUCCCUGAAUGAGGAUUUUCCACUUCAUUUUUGGCCUCAAAGUAUAUAUUUCUUUUUUAAAAAAGUAGUUUGUCCUAUCCCACAAUAAGUAUAUGAAGGAUUUCAGAAGAGCGCUCCUAGAUCAGGCCCAGGAUCCUGCCUCCCACUUUUAUAAAUCUGUGAUUGCAAGUUAAUUAUUGUCCUUGCUGAAAGUGGUUGGGAUUUGAACUCAUGUCUUCUGUAUCUGGUGCCAGCUCUCCAUCCUCUGGACCUCACAGCAGCACAGAUGUGGUUUACACAACUUCAGCCCAUCUUUUCAACCUGGGCUCUUGGAGGAGAAAGUUGAGGAUUGUGAUGAGCAGCAGGAGGUGGAGGAGGAAGGUGCUGCUUUGUGUUUUGUACCAACUUUGCCCUCUCUUUCAUCUGCUUAGCCGUUUUUAUUAUGGCACUUUAACCCCACCCUUUCUCCACAAAGCUUGGGCAGCGUCCCACUCUCGACACUGUGCACUCCAGUUGCAAGGCCGUCUUGAGAUUGGCACACUUCCAUUCUGUGGAGCUCAGGUAGGCCAGCAACUGAAAGACUCCUUGGAGCACUCUGCUGCACCAGAAUCCAUGUGGCUCUCUGCCACGGAGUGAAAAACUCAGUCAUGUGAGCCCACUUAGAAUUGCAGCCUGUUGCAGGACAUCCUGUCCCUUGGCAAGUGAGUGUGCAAAUUGACAUGUGGGUUAGUCACCCUCUGUGUAGCAAGGCAAGCUGUUGCUACCACGAGUCAUUGACUGAGUAACUCAGGAAUUCCAAACAUUUCCUUUCAGAUAAAGGGAAGGGUAGAUGUAACUGGACUUGUCCAGACAAGUCUUGGGUCCUGAAUUCUGGGCUGGAGAAUGCAAAGGUCAAACAGGGGUUCUGCUAGAUUCUGUGGCUUCAGGCUGGCUCAGUUUGAGGACCUAUUGUUGCUAGCCCCACUCUACAUUUUUGGUUUUCAGAAUGUGUUUUGAGAUGUUUGUGUGGACUCAGGAGGUGGCAAAUGGGCUUCAUCCCCAUCUCAGUGGGGCUUAAAUGAACUGCAGUUGUGAUGAACCUCAGAACUGCUUUCUAGAUCACAGCAAGGUCUGAGCAUUGUGCUGAUAACAGCCAGGCAUAAUUUUCUCCCAGCAUGCUCAGCUACAGCAGUAUGUGGGGAUGCCCCUGUCUGGUCUUUAGAACUAAGCAGCUACUGUAAACACUUGUAGCAUCAUCAUAGAACCCUAGAAUUGUAUUGUUGGAAGGGACCAUGAGGGUCAUCUAGUCCAACUCCCUGCAAUGCAGGAAUCCUUUGCCCAACAUGGGGUUCGAACCUUUUGCCCUGAGAUUAAGAUUCUCAUGCUCUACUGAGUGAGCUAUCCCAGACUUUAUUACUCUUUCCAGUACAUAUUAGCAGUGGAUGUGCUUUGGAAUCCUAGAGCAGUAAAGGUACCCAUGGCUGUGCUAGCUUCCCUCCAACUAGUCUCUGCAAAUAAUUAUACACAGCACAACAUUCACACCCCACAGAAAAUGUGGCACAAGCAAAGAGCAGGACAAUUAUGGAAAGGUGCUGAGCACUAGAACUUGUCCAGGUGAAUUCAUGGAUAGCACCUUUAUUGGCACCCCAAAUCUGCCACCUGAGGCAGCCUUCCCAGGUUGUCUCGUGACAAACCACCUCUGUUGGGAAGCGACAUGGGCACAGCAUUACUACCUGUGUUGAAAGUAGCAUUAGUUGAAAGUGGGGCUAAUUGCUUUGCCUCGGCUCUGUACUAUAAAAAUGUACAUGGACUGAAAUGCUACCCCCCUGCUGUGCAUCCUUAUGCAGCUCCUGCCUAAUUUGGCAUGUGGGUGCCUUUUAUUUUUGCACAAACUCCGCUUUAUUGCGGUUGUCCUCAGUGCAUCAUCAGCGUGCGUGCUGCUUUGCAGAAUGACAGUAGAGUGUUGCUUUUCCUGUCGAGGAGUGUGACACGUAAGCCAGCCCUGUCCCCCAUGCUCAGCCUCCCUGGCAUUGCCCAACCUUAUGUGGACAUAAGCCUUAAGGGAGGGAAGAUCAUCACGGAUCCAGGAAAGAGGUGAUGAUGCAAGGGAAAUGCGUUGUAAGACUGGGCCUUCCCUUCCGCCAAACCCACAGAAAAUAGAAUUGGGACAUUGUCUGGUGUGCACAAGGGUUGCCUGCUGCCUGCAUGUUGCCUAGUUUUGAAGCUGGGGGGGGCAUGUCAUUUGCGCAGCUCUGCCCUCCCCAGUCCCUUGAGCUGGCGUCUCUUGAUAGUGCUCUUGGUGGAAGGCGUUUAUCUCCCACUCAGCAAGAGCUCUGUUUCUCAGAAAGAGAACUUUCUUGGAACUUGAUUUCCGCGAGUACCGCCUAGAAUCAAAAACUUGUACAAAGCCAAGCCGGCUGGCUGCUCCCCAGCAUUUUCUUGUGCCUUGAAGUGUUCUGCGUCUGAUCCCCCCUCUUCUUCCCCUCCCAAGCUGCUAAACGUUUUUGACAUUUACCUAGUGCCAACUGUGUGCUAGGCGCUGGGCAGGCCCAUGGAAGUAAUACAGUACUUGCCUAGAGUGAGGAAAGAGGAGCAGUGUGAAGAUGAAGGAAGAAGGCCCCCUGUGCAAACCCUCCCCCAUUAUGCUUGCUAUCUUUCAGCUUGGCUACGUAUCUCCUUUUCAGUGGGUUUUGCUCUCCCCCACUUUGUACAGGAUGCCUCCACUAAGUUCAUUAGACUCCCCAGUCACUAGGACCACCUCACCACUGAUAGUUCAGUAGGAGUCCUUUUCAGCAUCAGGUUCCUCAGGCUGUAGUAGAGGAAGUGAUGGCCGCCAUCAGUUGUGUUGAGAAGGCAACUCCAUCAGGAUAUGCCCCCUGGCAGCAGCCAUUCCAUCAGGCUGCAACAAAGGAAAACACAGCCCCUCUGUUGGCUUGGCUGAGAUCAAGAGCUUUGGGCUUCUCUUCCCCUGAAAUUGUUUUCCAUUCCAACUGGUCAUUUUGAGAACUUGGUAACUAAGAACCAGUGCCUGAGUUAGUUUCUCCUCCUCCUCCUUUUGUGUCAUGUCUUUUAGCUUGUAAGCCAUGGGGUGGGGACAUCUUACUGAUAUGGCGAAAAUCCCCCAAAGAAAUAAACUUCUAAGACUUUGCACUUCUCUGCCUGAAUGAACUGUGGUUUCAGAUAACCUGUAAACAACUCAUUGGUAUGGCAAUAAUCUCUUCACAUGGGAGCUUUCUUCCUGUUGAAGAUUAUUGCAUGGCAAGGCAAACUGCCACAUUUUCAAUGCACACAGAGCAUGAUCACAAGAGUCCACUGUAAAUGAUUCUUAGGCUGAGAGCAUGCACAGGAGCUAGUUGAAAAUGGAAUUUCCUUUUGCUCUUCCCAACUGUUAUCCCCAUCUUUAAGCACCAUCACCUUUAGCUUCCUCUGGGAGCAUAGGAACAUAUAGGAAGCUGCCUUAAACAGAAUCAGGUCGUUGGCUGAAACUGGAAUCUUCUGCAUGCAGAGCAUGUUCUCUUCCACUGGUCUACAACACUUCUCUGAUGGAAGCAAUAUUUUUUGUACUUAUGAGACGAGGCGCUGAAGUAAGCUUGUCAGCAUUAGGUUACUACUGACUAUGUGGAUACAGAAACCCCCUCUUUGAUUCCUUGGCCAGGCAGUGGUUACCCAGUAAUGGCAGCAAAGUUGGCGGGUGCAUGGAAAAAGUUAGAUUGGAGCAGCAGUAGAGUGACAGCUUCCUUGCAGAAGAAUCAGCUCAUGGGAAGAAGCACGGUUGGCCAUGCCAGAGGGCUUUGCACUGCUGCUCUGGUAGUCUUUGCUUUCCAGAGUCAUCAGCUCUGGCCCUGAACUUUCAAGUGAUUCCUUUUUUUGUGUGUGUCCUUCCUCAGGAGCAAGCAGCCAAAGGGUAUUUGGGGUGUGGCAGGUGGGAUGGGUUCUGGAACAAUGGGCUAUUGUUUGAAGGAGAUGCUUCAGAAAAGAAGGGUUUUCCUGGGUCUCCUCCUCCCUCCCUCCCUUUCCUUCCUUUGUCCCACAGACUAUCGACUAUUGGUCCCAAGGAGAACAAAGGACUGGAGCUUCCCUCUCGGAAGCAGAGAUGUCAGUGUAUGGGGAGCUGGUGUGGGGAGGGGCUUGUUGGGAUGCAGGGUGCAGAAGGGCCUUGCAAGCCCAGUCAGGGAACAGAGAAGAAGGUGCCUCUACAAAAAGGAGCUGGAUGUGUCCUUGAAGAGUCACCCUCUUGGUCAGUAGCAACAGCAACUAAAAGGCAAAGAGGGGCACCUGGGAGGCAAACUGCUUUGUUCUGGCGGGAUCAGCUGAUGCAGAGGAACGGCCUUUGCGUGAGGACCCAUUCAUUUCCCCACUGCUUAACCUGAACGCGCAGGAGAUUUUUAUUUGUAUCACAAGGCAGAGCUCUUUUGUGGACUACGCCUGAGGCAGAAAGCAAACAAACAAAGCAAAAUUUAAGUAGCCAAGCUGUUACAGAUAUUUUGCUUCCCCCCAAAAAAACUCCUGGGAUCUUUUUUGUGUGCAUGCGGGCAUACCUGCCAAAGUAACAGGCAUGGGGUAGGAUACGAAACACUGAAGCAUAGCGUGAAUGGCAUGUCUGUCACAGUUGGGUGGUGAUGCAGAUUCUAGCAGUGCGGGACGCUCCCAUCGGAGAAAAGCCCUGCCUUUGAAAGUACAGUAAGGUGGCCAUCGCAGGGCAGAGGGGGUUGGUGGAGACGCCAGUGAAAUUCACCAGGCUAAGGCCCUGAAAUAAGCUUCAGGGGAUUGGUGAUGCUUCUCUGAAAGGGAGUGGCAAGCGCUGGAAACUCCUGAAUUCUACUCUGGCGCAAAUAAAGUUCCAAGCCAGAGUAAACUUCCCAGCUUGAGCCCCCUGCAGGGACACAGUUUUGCUCCAUAGCAGCAGUUUCCCAGGUUGCAACACGCAGAGGAGGGGAGAUGCUUCUCUAUUGCUUAUAUCAGAUGCAGUUUCAAACCAAUACUUUUUAGCCCCGGAACAAUUCCACCAACGGUGGAUAAAAUCUGCUGUAUCUGUUCCGUAUUUCAAGCAUCUUGUCCUUUCUUCCUGUCAUAUAUAUAUUCUAGAUAUCUGAGAUGACAUUAGAUACCACACCACCCAAAGUUUAAUUGCAUCUCUCCGUGUUAAUAAUGCAGUAUAUUUAGAGAAAAAAAUCCAGAUAUCCUUUGGGAUUAAUGUCCCAGUAAUCUUUUCCCUUUCUGUGUCCUAGGCCCAUAUAUAUUUGGGAAUUUUUUGUCCCUUUUUGCCAUAUUAAUUUUUCAAAAUUAUUUAACUGCCUUAAUCCUUCUUUUGAAUUCACAUCCAGCGAUUUUUCAAAGGUCUUUAAUCCGAAAAUACUAAAUAAUAUAAAUUCUGUAUUGCCUAAACCAGGCACCCCCAAACUUGGCCCUCCAGAUGUUUUGGGACUACAACUCCCAUCACCCCUAGCUAACAGGACCAGUGGUCAGGGAUGAUGGGAAGUGUAGUCCCAAAACAUCCGGAAGGCUGAGUUUGGGGAUGCCUGGCUUAAACCUUCCUUCGUUUGAUUUGUGGACUUUAUCUGAUUGUCGACAAUCCAAUCAGCAAAUUUUCCCCAAACCUCCUUUAUGCCAGUUGGCAAAUCAUUCUAUAGUCUCACUUUUCUUAAAUUGUGGUUGAAAUAGUACGGCUGCAGUUGGUGGUGUUGAUGGAGACCUUUUCUUUUUGAAUUCAUCCCAUAUCCUUUGUUUUGUUCAAAAGAGUCUUGUGCAUGGGAACCAGAGAAAGAUAAGCUUUUGGUCCAGCCCAGCCGUAGUCUUAGGUUAGUUUUACCUGGUUCAUGAAUGGUUGUGGCCAGUCUCAUUUUGAUAAAAUGCUUGGGUCUCUGAACCCAAAUAUCAAAGGUUAAUAAGUCUUCUGAAGCUGUUUAUUUAUUUCCAUCCAGUCACUUUGUCUGUUCAUCAAGCUUAUUUUUAUUUUAAAAAAUAAUUAUAAUAAUGGCGGGUUAUUGUUUUUAUUUUUAUGGUAUGUAUUUUUGUGUUUUUAUAUUGUAGACCACCCUGUGAUCCUCGGUUGAAGGGUGGUAUAGAAAUUUAAUAAAUCAUAAUAAUAAAGUUACAUGUUUUGGCCGCAUUUGACUGUCCUAUCCUUAUUCCAUCCAUGAUGUCCAGGAAAGCCAGCAAUAAUCCUUGCUGUUGUGGGAAGCCAUCAGAGCCUGCACAGGUAUUUGGAGAGGUGGAUGUGUAAUGUUAGACUCAGUUGACAUGGGGCACAUGUCUGUCUAAUCAUAGGUAUUUCCAAAAAAACGUUUCCUUGGCUGCUCAUACACAAUGAUCUUCUGACGUAAAGCAUAUGGUAUAACUCUUGAGUCAGCUUCUUCCGGAUUUCGGCGAAGUGCUUUCUUCUUUUAUUGGAAAAUAGCCACUUUACUAUGAAACAUGCACUUCCCUUCCUUCCUGAUUGGCUGAAGCAUUGUUUUGGUCAUCACUUAUGAUGACAUCAGACAUUUUGCUUCCUGUUGAUAUCAUUUGUGGCAGUUGGGAAAUGUCAUAAGAAGUCUACUCUGAGAACCUAUGAAUGUAGACUGGUCAUUUUUCAUAUAUUCCUUUCAGGUGCCUUUAAUAUGUAUUUUGACAGGGUUACAUCAGUCUUUUGGCAUCCUUCCACUAUUUCUUCAGAAAUUAACUUGAUGAGUUCAGAGGAAGUUGCAGGGAACUUCACAAUUCCUUGUAAUUUUAGCCACAAGGUCUACAGUGAGAGCACUUACGUAUGACCCUGGGGUAACGGUCCUUUGUGGUGUAAUAAAUGCAUUGUGGGGUCUGUGUGUGUGUGUGUGUGUGUGUGUGUGUGUGUGUUUGAAUGUCAGCAUAUGUCAAAUUUUAAGAAACCAACCCUAACAAACAGGUAUUGCAUUCUUUAUCAGUCACUUCUGUCACAUGUGUUUGCGACCCAGAUGAUUUAUGGAUCUUAUUUUCUCUCUGAAGAUAUUUUGUUCUUUCCCACAAAAGGCUGUGUCAGGUGGCCAAAUGGCAUUAAGAUUUGGAUCCAGCACCCCAAAAUCUGUAAGAGAGGAUGGGUCACAUUAAUUGACCCCAAAUAAUUUCAGGAUAGGUGUUAUUCCUGGCUUUAUCAUUAGAAUUUUCCAGUUACUCUCCACUUUGCUUAAUUAGAGACAGGGUGGAUUGGUUUAAAUCAGCAAGAAGAAAGAGGCAAUUUAAAUCAUUUAUUUAAAACAAGUUCCCCUUUGAUACUUCUUUGUUCUUGAAAUAAUAGUGCAAAUCUGACCCCUAAACCAUGUUAAAGUAGUUAUACUUGUUUUAUUCUUAUAGCCAGGCCUUCUUUAUUUUAGUUGUACUUGCUUUCCAUAUAUAUAUAUAUAUAUAUAUAUAUAUAUAUAUAUAUAUACAUAUACCUGUAGAGGGAAUAUGUUUAAAUUCUAGUUUUAUCAGCAGAGGAGGCACAUUCCAUUGUCUUUCAGGACAAAUGGAUGCUAACAACAAGCAGCACCCAUGACAGUUUGCAAAGUUGAUAGCUGGAUCCCAUACAUGUUUACUCAAAAGUAAGUCCCCUUGAGUUCAGUGGGGCUUCUUCUCCCAUAUUAGGCUGCAGUCCUAUACCUGCUUAAGUAUGAGAAUAUGGAAACAUGCACAAUUUUGUCUUCCAUUCUUAUUUCCAGUGUUGCUCCUUACUGCUUCUCGGCCCACCUUCUCUCUCACACACACACUCAACCAGAAAGUUGCAAAAAAUAAAUAAAAAUGAAGUGACCAUGACUGACAACUCAAAGUAGGGCUGCCAGGUGUACAAAAGCAGUUGGCUUUGAUCAGGUGAAGAUGGAUUGCCUGCAUCUGGUAGGUGGAGUUUAAAUAUAUUGAUACCUUGGUUUAAGUACUUAAUUCGUUCCGGAGGUCUGUUCUUAACCUGAAACUGCUCUUAACCUGAAGCACCACUUUAGCUAAUGGGGCCUCCUGCUGCUGCCGCACCGCCGGAGCACGAUUUCUGUUCUCAUCCUGAAGCAAAGUUCUUAACCUGAAGCACUAUUUCUGGGUUAGCGGAGUCUGUAACCUGAAGCGUAUGUAACCUGAAGUGUAUGUAAUCCGAGGUACCACUGUACUCAUAUUUGAGAAAUGAUCAGAUUCAUUUGUUAGAAAAAGCCUCCUUAGUUUCCAGUUUCAAUUCAAAGUGCUGCUUUUGACCUAUUAAACCUUAUGCAGCUCAGGACCCCGAUACUACAAGGACCGCCUCUACUCACAUGAAGCAACUCGGGCCCCACAGUCAUAAUCUGAGCCCCUUUGUUGUAGGCCCCCUCCAAGGGAUGUGCAGAGGAUGGUGACUUUUCAGUGGUGGCUCCCCAAAUACCGGUUGAUGGGAAUCACUAGUGGGGAGAGUGCUGUUGUGCUCAGGUCCUGCAUGCAGGCUUCUCUUUAGGGCAUCUGGUUGGCCAUUGUGAGAGCAGGAUGCUGCGCCAGGCGAGUCCCCGUUGGCCUGAUCCAGAAGCCAGGCUCUCCUUGGCCACCUUGCCCAGAGUUUCUGUGCCCCUGCUGCAGAGAGGGGAACCACGAGUGUGAUGCAGUGACAUCACAUAGGUUUUGUGUAUUUCUAGAUGAAGGUGGGAGGGCAAGAGCAAGAUGGUGGGGUGCUUGUCGCGAGGGCAGCCCCACAGUCUGAUGCGCAGCACAAGACAGCCUGCCUUGCUUUCCGUUUCCCUCUUCAAUACAGCACGAUUCUAUCCAGAGGGCUCUCCGGCCCCAGCAUCUGUCUUCUGCAGGGAAAGCAUCUCUCUGCCUGCCUGAAACCUAAGCAUUGCUGACAUCCCGCUUUCUCCUCCCCCCUCCCCAGCCUGUACUCUGCAAACGUGCAGCCCUGCAUGUCUUGCCGCUUUGCAGACAUCGUGCCACGCUUUUGGUCCCUGCCUGGAAACUGGUCCCGGGCUAGAAACACGAGAGCCGUACCUGCACCCCUCAGCAUCUUGGGUGUUAGGGGGUUGCGGAGGCUUCUGCUCUCACUGUAAACGCAAUCAGGGUUGAGUCCCCAGGUUGCAAGCAUGCCUUGUGGGGAAAGGGAUCUCUUAGCCUUUGCAGGCUGCGCUGACCAGUUCUGCUGGAUCUCUCAGCGGCGUUUGAUACCAUCGACCAUAACAUCCUUCUGGACCGUCUUGAGGGGCUGGGAGCUGGGGGCACUGUCAUACAGUGGUUCCGCUCCUUUCUCCUGGGCCGUGUUCAGAAAGUGGUGGGGGGAUGAGUGUUCAGACCCCUGGGCUCUCACUUGUGGGGUGCCUCAGGGUUCUGUCCUCUCCCCCAUGCUUUUCAACAUCUAUAUGCAGCCGCUGGGAGAGAUCAUCAGGGGGUUUGGGCUGGGUGUUCAUCAGUAUGCGGAUGAUACCCAGCUCUACCUCUCUUUCAAAUCAGAACCAGUGAAGGCAGUGAAGGUCCUAUGUGAGUGCCUGGAGGCGGUUGGAGGUUGGAUGGUGGCUAACAGAUUGAGGUUGAAUCCUGACAAGACAGAAGUACUGUUUUGGGGGACAGGAGGCGGGCAGGUGUGGAGGAUUCCCUGGUCCUGAAUGGGGUAACUGUGCCCCUGAAGGACCAGGUGCGCAGCCUGGGAGUCAUUUUGGACUCGCAGCUGUCCAUGGAGGCACAGGUCAAAUCUGUGUCCAGGACAGCUGUUUACCAGCUCCAUCUGGUACGCAGGCUGAGACCCUAUCUGCCUGAGGACUGCCUCGCCAGAGUGGUGCAUGCUCUGGUUAUCUCCCGCUUGGACUACUGCAAUGCGCUCUACGUGGGGCUACCUUCGAAGGUGACCCAGAAACUACAACUAAUCCAGAACGCGGCAGCUAGACUGGUGACUGGGAGCGGCCGCCGAGACCACAUAACACCGGUCUUAAAAGACCUACAUUGGCUCCCAGAACGUUUCCGAGCACAAUUCAAAGUAUUGGUGUUGACCUUUAAAGCCCUAAACGGCCUCGGCCCAGUAUAUCUGAAGGAGCGUCUCCACCCCCAUCGUUCUGCCCGUACACUGAGGUCCAGCGCCGAGGGCCUUCUGGCGGUUCCCUCAUUGCGAGAUGCAAAGCUACAGGGAACCAGGCAGAGGGCCUUCUCGGUAGUGGCGCCCGCCCUGUGGAAUGCCUUCCCUUCAGAUGUCAAAGCAAUCAACAAUUACCUGACAUUCAGAAGACAUCUUAAGGCAGCCCUGUUCAGGGAAGUUUUUAAUGUGUGAUUUUAGUGUAAUUUUGGUUUCUAUGGAAGCCACCCAGAGUGGCUGGGGAAACCCAGCCAGAUGGGCGGGGUACAAAUAAUAAAUUAUUAUUAUUAUUAUUAUUAUUAUUAUUAUUACCAGAACUGAUGGGAGUUGUAGUCCAGAACAUCUGGAUGGCACCAGGCUAGUGGGUGGGGAGGGAGGCUGCUUUAUAUGGGUGGGAAUGGUAUCUCAGCUCUGUGUACACACUCUGUGUGAGUGUGGGCAGAGUAAGAUCGGAAGAGAAGAGUCAGGAUAUCUGCUUCAAAAGUGCCGUCCCGGUUUGCUCAGUGGUCAGUUUGAUCGUAUGUAAGCUGCUCUGGGAGACUUUUUGGCUGAAGAGUGGGAUGCAAAUGCUCACAUGUUACUGCAGCUCGCUUCCCACAGGAGCACCUGCAACAUUGGCCAAGGUGCAAAGGGCAGGGUGGGGGGAAUACUUAUAGAAGACCAUCUGCUUGUCCCCUUUUAUGAUCUGAAAAAUCACAGGAUGCACAAACAGCUGUGCAGCACCUAUACCAGCUCAGCUGUGUUGUAAGCGCUUUCUGGAGCUACAGAAGAAGAUGGAGGUACAGAUUGUGCCUCUUAAAUCAGAACCCAGGAGUGUUAUAUGGUGAACUGAUCUUCACAACAGCCCAAAGGGGUAGUUUGCUGCUCUCUCCUUAGAGGUCUGAGGCUGAGAGAUAAUGAUUUGCCCUAGACGAAUCCCCGCAAUGGGGUCAGCUCCAGUUGCCCGGUCCCAGCUCUUGCCAGCCUAGCAGUUUGAAAGCACGUCAAAGUACAAGUAGAUAAAUAGUUACCGCUCUGGUGGGAAGGUAAAUUGUGUUUCUGUCUGCUGCUCUGGUUUUGCCAGAAGCGGCUUAGUCAUGCUGGCCACAUGACCCGGAAAAACUGUCUGUGGACAAAUGCCGGCUCCCUCAGCCAGUAAAGCGAGAUGAGCGCCGCAACCCCAGAGUCGUUUGUGACUGGACUUAACUGGCAGGGGUCCUUUACCUUUACCUUUACCUUUACCUUUACCUUUACCUAAGUAUCCACCUAAGAUGUCUUUUCAGUGCAGGGAUGUUGGAAGAUUCAGGACAGAGGAAUAUUUCUUCAAGUACGGCAUAGUCAAACUAUGGCACUCCCUCCCACAGGAGACAAGUGUCAGCGACAAUCCUGGAUGGCUUUAAAAGAGGAUCAGAUACAUUUAUGGAGUAAGGCAGGGCCAUUGAUAGCUAUUAGCCAGAAUGGCUGUGAUCUGCCCACACUGUUGAAGCCCUUGUUCUUAUCCUGCAAAGCAGUUCUUAGCUUCUGUUCCUCUGCUCCUCACCAGCAAAACUGCAAUGGUAGUGCUUUAUUUUACUAAACUGCUGUCAAUGGGAGCCUUAUUAAAACAGCAGCAUGUGCAUGAAAGCAUCAUGCACAUGAUAAAAGAGAAGCGCAGAGUCCUGUCAUUUCCAGGCUCACUCUGGGCUUAGGGGGCUUUUGAGUGUCAUGCAACACCAUAGACACAGCUCUUUUCAGACCUCCUCGUGCCAAAUGGAGACCUGGCAACCUGAGGCAGAUGGCCAGAGCAGCACAUGGGCACAGGCAGGGCUGGCAUCAGUUGGGGCUCCCUGCAGCCACUCUUGCUUGAGUCAGAUUGCUGAAAGUGCAGACCCCCAUGACUUGGCCUGGCAACGCUUGAGGAACCGGCGCUGUGACCGGUGAUGAGGUGGAAGAGGGCCCAAAUUGGAUCUGGGGGAUUACAGCAAGCUGGACUGGAGGUGGGAAGUGCUACAAAAGAGCCCUGUUGCAUCAGGCAUCUACCUGCCCCAGUAUCCUGCUUUUCAUAGUAGCUAACCAGGUGCCCCUAGCAGGCUCACAAAUGUUGCAAGCAGCCUAUAGGCCUCUGCUGUGGUUUGUGCCCAGCAUCUGGUAGCCGGUUUCUGAGUGUGGAGGCUCCAUUUCCCUAUCAUGGCUACCAGCUGUUGAAAGACCUGGCUUCCACAAACCUUCCUAGCUGAGAGCUAGUUCCCUCCAGAUGUUUUGAAGCACAACUCCAGUCGGUCUCAGCAAGCACAGGUGUAGGACGUUGCGACCAGUGGUCAUCCAAAAUCUCUGGAGCACACCAGGUUGGAGAAUUUAGGCCUAGCCUUUCCCCCCAAACCACCUCACCUAGUUAUUGGUCAUCAUGACCUCUUGUGCACAAGUUAAUUAUUUCUUUGGACUAUUCUGAAUCUCCUGUCAGUCGGCUUCAUUGGAUAACUCCCAGUUCUAGUACUAUUUGAGUUUCAAACUUUUCUUUUUGCUGUUUUUAUUGUGCAUGACCUUGAUAUGACAGUGUAGAAGGCAAUAACUAAAUUGUUGCUGAUGCUGAUGGUAUAUUUUAGAGAGGGAGAAAAACUGUGCCUGCUUACUCCACACCAGGCCUAGUUUUAUAAAAUUCUGCCAUGCCCACGCUCUUUAAAGUCAUGUUUUUACAAAGCCCAAUGCCCCAAAUGCUUUAAGUGUUUCCUUCCAGGGAAGGGGCUCCAGCCUCUUGUUCACAUGGGUUGCCAAAGUGGGCUGGGACCAAAUGAUGGCGGAAGACCCUGCUGGGAUGCUUCAGGGAUGCUAUGACAACAAGAGGGAGGGAGUUCUGCGCGUUCCGAAGCCGGAGUGGGGAUUCUGGACACAAGCCAUUGGGCGAGCUAGCUGUCUGUCGGUCGCCCCUGUGACCUCAAGGCUGGGAACACCUCCCAGCACCCUUAGCAACGGUUGCAGCUCUUGAUGUCAUCGGUGGCCUUGCUGUGCGUGGCACAGUUCUUUGGCAGUUCUGCAGGAAGCCUGGGGAACCCUGCUGAGGUUUUGGUCUUGCAAAGGGGGAGCGGGUUUCUGAAAGCGGUGGAGAGAGGAGGGGGAGAUAUGGAGCGCACAUCCCUGCUUCUCCAGGUCUGUUAAAUGACGGGUGCUGCCCUUGGUCUGUCCAGGGAACAAUCCCAAUAAUGCCUGCCUAGGUCAGAGGCUGGAGAGGGACCCAGCCAGAGGUGCUUCUGCUCCUAAGCUGGAAGAUUCAGGGCAGAUAAAAGAAAGGACUUCUUCAUGCAGCACAGAAUUAAACUAUGGAACUUCCUGCCACAGGAGGCAGAGAUGGCCGCCAACUUGGAUGGCUUUAAAAGAGGAUUAAACAGAUUCAUGGAAGAGAGGGCUGACAAUCACUACUAGCCAGGAUGGCUAUGCUCUGCCUCCACAGUUGGAUGCAACGAUGCUUCUGAAUACCUGUUCCUGCAAUCCACAGGUGCUCAAAUCCUGCUUGCAGGUUUCCCAUAAUGGGCAUGUGGUUGGCUACUGUGAGAACAGGAUGCUGAACCAGAUGGGUCAUUGGCCUGAUCCAGCGAGGCUCUCUUCAUGUUCUUAUGUUCUUAUGUUCUUAACUUUAAUUCCUUUAAGGGCAGGUGAGAGGUCAGUGUGAAUGAUAUUCCUGAAUGCUACCUACCUACCUUCCUACCUACCUAUCUGAUAAGUCACACUUUGUCUUUCAGAUACUCACUUCAGGCAGCUUAGAGGAGGCAUAAAAGCCAUUUAAAACCAAAAUGAAAACAGCAUAGGAUUUAGUUGGAAAAGCCCAACAGCCCCAAAUCACAGCUUCACUGAAUCAACAGCCUCUCACCGAGUGCCUGGCAAGAAGCUCUAAGCCACUUUGCUAAAUGACUGCAGAGCAGGAGUCAGGCAGGUCUCUUUCUGUAGGCAUGGAAAUUCCUAGAAGUGGGGCCAUCUCAGGUAACAGCCAUCGCCACUAGCCUGAAGCAAGCUCCCUCCUAAAUGAGGAGGUGGGGCAUAAAAGAGGGGGCUCCAUAGCUGGCCUCAAGUGGUCAGGACUUCAGAAGAGAAGAAGGCCCAGGGCUGCUGACCAUCUCUCACUUGCAAUAUGAGGCUGGGGUGAUGGUGAAGCUCUCCAAUGGCAGGUCACGAAUGAGACCUGACUAGAAGCAACAUCUUUUGACACACAUGCGUGUGCGCGCACCCCAGAUCCAGACAUUUGAGUGUAGGCUCUGUGUUAGUUGACUGUGAGGAUGUUGCACUAUUGCACAUACUCCGCAAAGUAUGGCUCCCUUAAGGUAUUGCUUUCCCUGUUCCACGGUUGGUUCCCGGAAAAUGCACCAUAAAUCAGCUUGUUGUUCUGCCUGUUGCGGCUUUGCAGAACCACCCAGGUUUGCACCUUCUUCUGCAUUCCAUCCCUCGGCAGGAGAGCUGGCGAAAGCCAAGGAAAUCGACCCCACUGCUCUCUGCAAUGCCAUCCUGGGAAACUUUCCCAAGGCUGGGCAAAGCCCCAGAGACGGCACUGUGGCUCCUUUGUUCUCCCCGCCAGGUUCAUGGAAGAACUGAUAACAGCGCUGGGCUGCCAGCGGGAUAACGCUCUGCUGUCGUUCAACUGUUUGCUGAACUUGGAGGCAAUGUUCAAAUGUGCAGCUGGCCAACAGCGGUGGGGACUGGGGAUUGAGAGUGGAGAACUUAGCUGCUGAGCAGGAUCUGGGGGUUAUAAAAGAUCACCAACUAAGAAUGAGCCAGACAUAUGACAGAUCUUGUGGCAAGGAGGGAUGGGACAGGCGACAGGCCUGGCUAUUUUGGGCUGCGUUAGCAGAAGUACCAUAUCCUCUGUGGGAUGAAGUCAUGGGCCUUGUCCUUCUUGAGGCUGCACCAGCCCUUCGCAUAAGGGCACCGGACUCAAGAAAGCGUUUUACCAAAUUGGAGAGGGUUGCAGAACCUCAGCAGAAAGGCUUAAAGGCGCUUGGUAGCAGAGGCCAAGGGAAGGCUUCAUCAAACGCUCAAGGGAUGUAUGAAAUCAGCAGGCUGCAUAAUAUUGCACUUACUUUCUUUUAUAAAUCAUUUUUAUUAGUUUUCCAAUAAGAACAUCCAGUUAAUAAAUCCGUCAAAUCAUAAUCCAAUAAAUUGGAUUGUAAUUUGGCUGUUUUUUAUUUUAUUUUAUUUUUAAUUGGAUAAUAUUGCACUACUUUCUCUCAUUCCCCUGUGCUUUUUGCGAAAAGACGCACCCGUAGGGCAGCCAAGGUUGUGGUGAACGUCUCAGUGGGGCCAGGGGUGUGCAGUACAUUUUCUGGUGGGUUAUCCUGGCACAUCUUUCAAUCAUUGGACCAAGGGGUGACUUGUCCAAGCGCUGGAUUCAUGUGGUGUUUGUCCUCAGGGUAUCCCCGCCCCCCCCCCAGCUUGGCAAAUGGGUCAGAUGCCUUGCGGAUGUUUCUUUCCGCCAGAACAAAGUGCCGCUUUCUCUUCCCUGCAACCUCAUACUGAGCACAGCUUGUCUGCUUUCGGCACGGCCAGGCCUCGUGGUGUGCCUCCUGCCUCCAGCUUGUGCCUUUUCCUCCCACUGCCCCACUCGUGAUGGGUCUUGUGUUCCAAGUGCCUGUAGCCUUUCUGCCUUUUCUCGGUAGCUGCAUCGUCCGUCCUGAAAUCCAGGCUGUACUGUGCUUCCCCCCCGGCCUGUGUCUAUAAGCACCUCAAAGUUUGUACCGAAGAAAACAUUGAUUUUGUGCCUCCUUCGUGGAAUAAAUAAUUUGCAGGCAUUAAUUCACGUAUUGGACCCCUUGGGAAAUUCAACUAACCUACUGUACCUGGAGCUGCAGCUGAAUGGGACACGGCUGUGGGCAGCCUGAAGAAGUAUCCUCCACCUUGAGCUACCUGUAAAAAACAAGUCUAGAGUAAGAGACUAGGGUGAUGUCCACUAUUUCCAGGAACUCUUCUCUUUGUGAGAGUUUUGUGGGUGAGCUGGGAGUUUGUUAGCACCCUGGCUAAAAACGCGGAGGCUGGGAAGGAGGGUGUGCCAGAAGGAUAAUGAAUUGAUAUUGAUUUAUACAUAAUAGGCUUCCUCUACCUCGGCCCUCCAGAUGUUUUUGGCCUACAACUCCCAUGAUCCCUAGCUAGCAGGACCAGUAGUCAGGGAUGAUGGGAAUUGUAGUCUCAAAAUAUCUGGAGGGCCGAGGUUGAGGAAGCCUGAUAUAUACAGUGGUACCUUGGUUCUCGAACUUAAUCCGUUCUGGGAGUCCGUUCAAUUCCUGAAACGGUUCAAAAACCAAGGCGCGGCUUCCAAUUGGCUGCAGGAGCUUCCUGCACUCAAUCGGAAGCUGCGUUAGACGUUCGGCUUCUGAAAAACGUUUGACAGCUGGAACAAUCACUUCCGGGUUUGCAGUGUUUGGGAGCUGGUUUGUUCAGGAACCAAGCCAUUUGAGUAUCAGGGUACCACUGUAUUAGUAACUUUAUAUUAAUGUAGACAUUUUUAUAUGUACCUGUGAAUUUUUGUAAUAUUUUUUGUUUGUUAUCUGUUGUUGCUUCAGUUUUCUGUAUACCAGUUAGAGAUAUUGAGCAUUUGAGCUGAUUAGACAGCUUGGAAUGUUCACAAAUAUUCCAAAUGUUCAGGGAGAAAACAUUCUUUGGACAUUCAAUCUUCAUCCUUCCUACAUAAAAACAAUUUAAAACGACAGCAGCACGUACAUAAAAUUAAGACAGCUUGAUAGUGCGGAACAAAAUGUUCCUCUCACCCAUUUGCAGACAAUGAAUUUAGGUACAUUUGCAGGGGACAUGCUGGCUUGUGUCGAUUGGAGUUGUGGUCCAAAACAACUCAAGGGCACCAGAUUGGGGAAGGCUGGUACAUAGUAUGCUGUAUGAAGUCACUCACUAGGGAUUGUCAUUUCAGGACUUUGCUUUGCAGGUCCCUCUUUGCAAAGCACUCACACAAUGGUGUGUGUGUAAUAUAAAAAUAUAUAUCCUUUUCCUUUCAAUUUCCUUCUUACCAGUCCCCUCACUUUUGGGAAGCAUCCUCUUUGGAAGUCAGAUGUGACCGUGUUGGAUUUUCUUGGCAAUUGUCCAUUUGCAUCAGUGGUGAGGAAUCGCUGCCCUGUGGUCCAACCUUGGCCUGCCAGGGAGUCCAGUUUGGCUCAUGAGGCCAUUUUCUCCAAACCAUAGCCACCCACCUGUCAGCUGACACCACUGGUUUUACCAGCUGAUGGGUUUAAUUCUGCUUUUUCUGCACAGGGAACAGGAUUGCACAGCCAAAACAGCAGAAUUACCAAAUCCCUGCUCAUCAGAUGACAGUGUUAGAAACUCAGAUAUACAAGCUAAUUGCCAAAUGGCACCUUAAACCUAGUCUGCGGUCACCACCAUGGAAUGUCUAGGUGCCAUUUCCCAUCGCUGGUUGAAUUUAUUGUUGUGGUGAUUUUUAGUCCUUUCAUUUCUAUACCGCUUUAUAUUUUAAAGAAAAAAAUCUGAAAGUGGUUUGCAACACAUUAAAACAUCAAAUAAAACAAUCCAGAAUAAAACAAAUUCAAGCUUCAAGGAAAAUAUUUCAGAUCCAUCUCUAAGUGAUAUUUUGCUUUCUCCAUAUUUAUUUAUGUAGCUGUCCCAUAGCAGAAGUACUCUAGGAAGCCAGGGUGGUGCAGUGGUUAGAGUGUUGGACUAGGACCUGGGAGAUCAGGGUUCAAAUCCUCACAGCCAUGAAGCUCACUGGGUGACCUUGGGCCAGUUACAUCCUCCUAACCUACCUCACAGGGUCAUUGUAGGAAAUAACUAAGGGAAGCGAACCAUGAGGAAUAGUCCUAGUAGAGAAAGGUGAGAUAUAAGUGCAAUAAAUAAGCUCUCCUGCUUGCCUGAUUACAAAAGCUGGAAGGGCCGGCUAGGUGGAGAUGUCAGUUGCCAACUUGGCAUGCAGAGAUCUCCACAUGGUUGCAGUUGGACCUGCUUCACUCGCAAAAUGUGCCUGGCGCCUCGGGAAUUUCGAAGACGGCUCACAUAAUGGCACCUUAAGCACAUCCUGGGCCCGUCUGGCCAAGCACACAUGCACCCAGCUAGUUUUAGUCAGCCAAGAGGGGCAAAGGUCAGGCGUUCACGUUGGCGGAUGCAUUGCUGCUACAUCAUCGUCGUGCCACAGAAACUGAAACUGAUGCCGCAGCACUCGCUCAGAGCGGACAUUGGACACCUCAGCCGAUCCUGCAGUCACUGCGGCAUGAAGGUCACCACAGAAGCGGAAGACUUUGUCCUUCAAGAGUCUUGCAGAUAAUUCACAGCAGACUCCAGAGAGCCCUAUUGCUCUGCCCACAGAUGAUAACAGUCCCUUGAUCCCUCCGUAAAGUUCCUCUGGACAACUGCUUCAGGUUUCAGCGGAGGAAGCAAAAUAGGCCCUUUUUGCUAACCCCGCUGUGGCACAGUGAGCAGACACUCUGGUCAGGCUCAGCCUUUUCUCUCUCUCUACACCCUGGACCCUGCUGUCUCUUCUAGCACAACAUGUGGCUCAUUAUGCUGGCUAACCUUGCAAGGAUCACUGGGAUGCAAAGUAUUCUGAAUAUUUGAAACUUUCUGUAUAAAAAUGCAGAGUCAUCAAAUUCAUAUCCAUUAGGGGAAACAGCAGAAAUUCAUCCUUCACCCCAAAAGACAGUUACAUCCUUCUGUUAGGUGGGGCGCAUGGUACCGCUUGUGUUAGUGCACCUGCCCACUCCCACCAGGGGGCCAGAAACAUGUCUCAUGCUUCUCCUGAUCAUAUAUUAAGAGCCUGGAUUUUCCAGGGCUUGGGGGUCCUGUGUUUUCGUGCAGUGAGUUGGGCUUGGUGGUUUUUGGUUCCCUUCAGACACCAAGUCUGCCUAGCAGACCCCUGCGAAACGCAGAGCAAACUCCCAGUCAUUUCCUUCCCCAAUGACGGGGCAGAAGGGGCCUGAAGAGAUAGACUAUGUCAGCACCAAAAGCAUCUAUUCUGAGCCGUUGCUAAGAAACUGCCUAAUGUCACUUCCCUGAAUCUUCCCCGCCCGGCACCCUUCUGCACUGCUGAUCCAAAAGAAUCAGCAAGCGUUUUCCGCAGCAAACUGCUUCCCCUGGGAUGGCUUUGCCAAAAAGGAUUGCACAGGAACUUUAAGGGAAAGGAUUGUGCCCACCCAAAAGACGGUGGGGGCAAAACCCAAAUCCUGCAGUCCCAAAUAUAUUGUACAGUUUGCAUGUUCCCAUAUUUGCUUAUUCUGUUGUAUAAUUUCUGCUUGGCUUUGGGAAGGGAUGUGGGCUUAUUGCAUCUCUAUUGCAUCUGUUUCAACCCUGAACCUUUAAGGAUCUGGAAGCCCUGCUCAAACUCCCUCUAGCUUCUGGCAUUUUCACCAAGCACUGCCCAAGUUUUCAAAUUUCUGCAGGCUUAAGGACUAGAAGCUUAAAAAAAAAAGCAGAAAAAAGGAAACUGAGAUGCUGCAGGAUAUUCAGUUGUGCAGUCAGAGGAAAUUAUGUGCUUAUUAGGCCAUGCAGUCAUUGAUGUGUGGAACGCAAUUGGCCCUGACUUGGUGGACCGUAUUCCAAAUGUCUGGAGAGGUCUCUCCUCUCUCCUGCCCUUGUCUGAUGCUCCCAUCACCACACACAGUGUGACAAAUGUGAUACAUAAAAAUAAAACUUGCCGUAUUUUUCCGUGUAUAAGACUAGGUUUUUUUUUACCAAAAAAUUAGGUUUAAAAUUGGGGCUCGUCUUUUACACGGGUAGUGCUGAAGGGUGUUUUCUUAACUUGGAGUCCCCCCAAAAAGGGGGGCGUCUUAUGCAUGGGGGCAUCUUAGACACGAAAAAAUACGGCAAGUAGAGUGAAUCCUGGUUUUAGAUAAUUCGCAAUUGUAGGAUCAGGGGCUAGAAGUGCUGUUGAUGUCGUUACAGAUACUGAGGAAGGGUCCUUCAAGAGUCCUCUCGACGUUCCUAAGGAAUUUGCUUGUUAGAGGCCAGUUUGCAAAUCAGGGAACGCAGGACCAAGAUGCUCCAGGCCAUCAAUGCCUCUUAUUUGGUCAGCGCAGGAGAUUUCCAGGGCACCUUAGACGGGAUCUUGGGUGUCUUCACUGCAGCCUCUUGUCUGCUUCUCUUAGGCUGUUCUUCGGGACUUGUUUGCUGCGAGUUUUGUGCAGUUCUAACGACACAGUUUAUGCUGUCAGCUGCACCCAAGUUAAAGCCACACUCCAGAAAAUAAGGCUCUUGACUGUGGCUUCUUUUAACCUUUUGAUGAAGAAAUGUGAAGUGGGUGGGUGGACGGAGGCUUGUCUCAUCUCUCUAUGAUUCUCAGGCUUAAGCAGGCUAUUAAGAAUACAUCUUUCCACAACAGUUUGCUGAUUUCUGAUUCCAACUUUCCGUAUGCUUUCAUGUACAAUUGUCGUUAACCUCUCUGAUACUUUUUUUUUAAUGAAUAGUGGUCUAUAAAACUUUGUGCAUCACUUAUCCGUUCCUUGAGGAUGUGCUGUGACAGAGCCUUACCUGGGCUUCCUGUUCACCAUGUCCCACUUGAGAGCACAUGCUAAAUUGCACCAGAUCCUUCUGCCUCCUUCAUUUGGAGCCCUGAGGUGGUGCUUCAACUCAGUCCUGCUCACGGCGCUCUUCCCUGCUGAGCUGCCAGAGCAGUCCUCCUCGCCUCCUGACCACGUAGAAAGAACCUUGUUUUCAUGUAUGUUGGAACACAGGGCACAGGAAGCUGCCUUGUGCUGAGUAAGACCAUUGGUCUCUCCAGAUCUGUACUGCCUACACUGACUGGCAGCUGCUCUCCUGAGGCUCAGGCAGGGGGUCUCUUUCUGCCCUACCUGGAGGUGCUGCUGUUAACUGAGCCUGGGGCAUUCUGCAGGUGAAGCCCCUGAGCUAUUGCCCUUCCCGGUCUCAUUCUGUCACCCAUGAUCUCAGCUGUCAGUGAAACUUUUUGCCUUGCUUCACAUCUCACCCUCGUUUUUCUUCUUUUCCCCUCCCUCUCUCUCUUUUCCAGGAGAGGUUUGUGGACCUCUACGGGAACGACGCCGCGGCCAAGAGCAGGAAAGGCCAGGAACGCUUCAACAAGUGGCUGUGGACGGGGGCCACCGUGGCCGGGGUCGUCCUUCUCGGCUCCCUCCUGAGCCGCAAAUAGCCAGAGACGGACUCUCCGCUGCCGCCACCACCCACCUCGGCCUGUGCUCCGUCGCCGAGGGACGCGCUGCGCAUCCUGUCCCUCAGCCUUGCGAUCAUUCCAGGGGGGGGUGGAGACGGGGGGUGGGCCUCCGUGUAGCAAACCCCCCACUCUGACCCCAGGUGUCAUCCUCUCCCUCCCCCCAACAACUCACAGACCUCUUUCUGGUGCCUCCUGCCCCACAGACACCUCCAACCAACCCCAGGUUACUGUUCCAAUGCGUAGGGACCUGGAUCCCUCCCCACCUCACCUUUGGGUGCUGUGCCUCCAAACCCCCCACCCCGCCCCCAGGAGCGGGCUUCCCUUGCUCCUUUUAAUCACUUUUACUCACAUUCCUGGUAUUUCGUUUGGUGGUUGAUUAUUUUUUUUUUUAAAAGCCCCCCUAAGGCAGGCCUGGCUCUUGUUUGCUUUACUUCCAGGAAGUGUGUGUGUGUGUGUGUGUGUGUGUGUGUGUGUCUUCUGCCACGUGGGUCGUUUUGGGUUAGCGAGCUCUAGCACUGCAAACGCCUUCCGAGGUCAGCAAGUCCGAUGGAGAGAGACUCCUUUUGUGCUGACCUGCGUGGGAGCCUCCUGCAUGUGGGAGUGCGUUGAGGGUUCCCCUCCCAUGACCAAAGAGGGGACCCUGCAGUGAGCGUAGGAGAAAGGGGUGCCCUCUCUGAGGGACCCCCUUGUUCUGUGGGGCAGUGCUUGGCUGGGCAGGAGGAAGGAUGAGGCAAGUGCAUGGGAGCCCUGGAAUGGGAACAGUCAAAGGCAGGAUCCACUAUAAACCUCUUCUUCCCCACCUAUCCGCCUCCCCUUAUUCCCAGUGGACGGUCAAGAGGGGUCUCAAUGUCGCCGCGGGUCUCAUGUCCAUCCCUUCCGAGCUUAUUUCUAAGGGAGUCUCCCUAGCCCUGUGCUAAUCCUCAGCACCCCACAGGAUGCAGGCCAGUGUUUGCUUUGCACACCUGAAGGAAAUGGAGGCCAGUCAUGUGCGGGGGGGCGGACAAGCCUCUUUCUUUGGAAGGAGCUUUUGGCAGUGAGGACUGCAGUCCAGAGCACUCCCUCCCAUGCCCUCAGUAAUGACCCCCAUCCCCGUCUGUCCUGCUCGACCUUCUGGGGUGGCUGAUAGUCCCCAGUGUGGCUGGGGGGUGGCUGCGCUGGCCCCUUGGGCACGGUCCUGGCCCACGUCUCCGUUUCCCCGGCCCUGCCCCCCUCUCUCGAAAGAGACGCCUCCCCUCCCGUCCUCUGCAAUGAGAAGAAGCCCGUCCUCUGCCGGUUACAAGGAAAGAGCAGGCGCAAGAUGGCGGGGGGGGAGAGAGAGAGAGAGACCGGCUGCCAGGAAGGGAGACGAGAGUCCGUUAGCCGGAGCAGCCUCUGGAAGGUGUUUAUGAUCAGCUGCUAAUUGCUAGGCUGGCUCUCCGGGGACUCUCCCUGGCGGCAGCCCAGAGAACUUCCAGUAAGAGCAAAAAUCAACAGCGUGUGCUGGACCAGGCUAUGCAGAGAGUGUUUUUGAUGGGAAGAGGUGGUUUGUGUCUGUCUGUCUGUGUGUGUUUGUGUUUGCCUGCCUGCCUGGGCGUGCGUCCGCUUCCCCAAGGCUCUGCAGAGAGUGGCAGAAAUUGCUUCUCCCACCCACUGCCUGCCACCCCGAUUUAGCUGGUGUGCGUGCGCACACCAGCACUUUUUCUUCUCCCUCCCUGCAAGUGGGAGAGCUGUGUGGGUGGGGGGCAGCGGCCGGUCUAGCACAGUGGGCUUCCUUAGAGCGGGGAGUGGGUGUUCUAGAUGCAGGGCAGCCCCAGGCACAAGGCUGGGCCUUGCCUGACGGCGCCACCUCAGUGCUUUACAUUCAUCGCCCACCCCUCUCCUAGCUGUGGCCAUGGGGCCUUGGUCCGCAGGGUCAAAGGGGGCGGAUGGGGCACUGGGGGGGCCUUGGGUGUUCAAAGCCAGCUGUGCUCAGAAGCCGCUUCUGCAGGCCACUCAGAAAUGGCCGUAGGGAGAGGAAAAGAAAGCGAUGUUUCCUUUGGGGAUGGGGAGUCUGCUUCUCUCUUGGUCUCUGCAGCAGCCAAGGGAAUUGGGGAGGGGUGGGCUUGGUUGGGGGGGGUAUGCGCAAGCUCCCAUUCCUGGUUCUGACUCGGGGGUAGUGGGGUGGAGGCCCCUCGCAAAAUGCCCGGUCCCUCCCUCUGUGGGUCACACCAUUUUGAACCCCUUGGGUUGCUCUAACGUCAAGUCCGCUUAUGACAUAACCUCACAAUGCCCGCCUGUCCUGUCCGAAUCCCUUGUGCGGCUUGCCUGCCCCCUUUCCCCGCCACCCUGUACAUGCUCGGCUGUAUAUAUCGGAGAGUAGUUUUUAUUCAGUUGUGAAUACAAUAAUACUAUUUUUGUUAACUGUAUGUCUGUAUUUAUGUGUGUUGACUGUGCUCUUCCCCUCCUCCCAGUUAACCUCAUUUUUCACAAAACCGGCCAACGAGGACGGGACGUGGCGGGAGCUGGGCAAGGGAGCGCAGGGGGCCCCCCAUGUGGCAGCGGGAGCCUCCCCCCACCUCGCCCUCUCUGGCCCCUUUGAAUUAAAGCGUGAAUGUUGAACCUGGAGCUCGCCCGCCCAUCCCUCUUGUGUUCAGGCCCCACCUGCACCCCCUAUUAGGAGAAAGAGUUUGAUUUGAAGAUGAAAGUUCAGUUCCACCAAUAAAACUGUGGUGUUUGAAUU